Messenger RNA from Xyrichtys novacula (pearly razorfish), 75432 nucleotides. The record is from the annotation of a GenBank genome assembly. Lineage: Eukaryota; Metazoa; Chordata; Actinopteri; Labriformes; Labridae.
UCUGCGUGUUUUCAUUUUUUUUUUAAACCUCCGUCUUCUCGCUUCACGUGGUUUUUUCUGCAAGUGCUGGGACAUUUUAUAUUAAGUCUUUUAAAUGGCACCCACAAGGCGGCGGCGCCUUGUGCCUUGCUUUUUGGGGAUACUCCUGAAUGCUUUAAUCGGUAAGUGGCAUUACCCUGCAACGGGAGGAGAGAGUAGAAGGUGCAGGGGUGUGAGAGCUUUGUGGAGGACAGGCUGCUGGUUGUAUGCAGCUAUCCGGAGCUUGCUGCAUGCUGCAGGCAGAGAGGGGGUACGCUGCUGACCACUAACCCUGAACUUGGCCCCUCUGCUGUGUCUGUUAGUGUUUCAGGCUGCAGAUGCCAACAUAAAGAUUAGAGCUGUAACCCUGUAGGCUGCAGAAUACCUUACAGCAGGUUACACAUUACCCAGGAGUCAUGCGUGAAAAGUUGGAGUUGUUGCAUCCUCAGAACUUGGUUGUUUUGCAGCCUGUAUUUGCGCACAUGUUCAAAAUUAAGAUCGUAAAUGAGCUCUUAGGUGUGCAGAGAGCACCACUAUAUUACACGUGCACAAAGGGUCGUAGGGUUUCUUUUUACAUUUGGAAAGGGUUUGUCGCUGUUUAUCAUGCAAUGUCUUGACUUUGUCUUCAAACUGCAGAAAGCAUUGACUGCUCUUGUCUGUUGUAGUAUGUUAUUUGCUGAUCCUCUUGUACUAAGGUGUUUCUGUAAGAGUGCUGCAGAGCCAGAGCCACUCUCCUCUCUGUUAUUGUUAAUCACAUGGUCUCAGUAUCACAAAUCAGCACUGAGAAGAAUUAGGGCAAACUGCUGUAAUAGCCUGAAACUUCUUCAAACCAGUGAGAGUCCUUUUAAUGCCAAAAAGUACUUAAAUUGAAGUUUGCUGUUGCCUAUAGAUGGAAAAAGUCAUCAAGUUUGUCUUUUUUCAAUCCUAGAUCAUGUUAAAAAUGUUGUACCUUCACCAAGAGGUUGAGUUUUAUUUCAUAUCAGGGGACUUCUUAGAUAGAUGGAGUUCCUGCAUGGCCAGUCCAAACAUCAGACUGCCCUGUGGUUGGCUGAAAUGACAGUGGUUAUUGCUCUAGGGAUAGAUUAAAAGACGGUAGUUAUUGCCUGCUGGGGAGAAUAUUUGUACAGAUUAAAUGUCAAGACUGUCCCUCUCCUCCUUUUCAAAUCUUCCCUUUUUUUUGCCCUUUGUUCACCAUGAUAGACAGUUUCUCUCUCUAUGUGGGGCCCCUGUAAUUCAAAGGCAGGAGAGAGUAUUGAGUAUUUGCAAAGCAUACCACACAGGGGCCGACAAAGGCCCCCACUGGAAUCAUAAAGGCUCGUACACAGUGGUUCAUAACAUGUUCAGUCAGGGGAAUGGGAACAAAAACUUGAGAAAUACGGCGCGGUGAUGGAUGGAGUUCCAAUCUACCCAUCGCUUUAAAGAGAUGAAGCUCUUUCAAGUGAUUGUCUGCAUUAGAGAUUAGAUUCUGUUAAGAUAUCAACGCUUUUUAUGACAAUAGCUGCAGUUGAUAAGAAUGGGGAAAAAAAGCAAUAAGUAGAAGAAUCUCCGAGCGAGAUCUCAUAUAAUCUGGAGAGCUCAAACUCCAAUCAGAUUACACGCUCCAGAUCCUCAAGGAGAUGGAAUGAUACGUCGAUUAAAGCCUGGUUGUUUGUUUUGAAUGCAGACCGAGUUUGCGUUUUUGUUCAGUAAAAGAGGCGAGUGUCAGAGAGAAGUCAGAUGGACACCUGUUUGAGUGAAGUUUGUGCAGAAAGUGGAGUAAACAGUCGAGCCAGUUGAAGUGUGCGGCAGCUGCCCAGUAUCUGUUAUCAUGCAAACAUAUGGACUAUUUCUCACAUUUCUUCUGUUGCAUUUUUCUCUGUAGCCUGAAGUACUGACCUUUCUGUUCAAACCAGAACUGCUGCUGGUGUACAUGUAAAAUCAAAUGCUCAUAUGCAUAACAGUAGAAAACAGGAGUAUUGAUUAAUAAUUUAUCACAGUCAAACCUAUAGGAAGAAAUAUGAAUGCUGCUUGCAUAGUCUCUCCUUUGAAGAGUGAACAUAUUGCUUUUCCCCCCCUUACACUCCAUUUAAGAAACACAAACACUUACCAAAGUUCAAUUUUUAAUUUAUACUGAUGGCUCUCUGUUUUUUUAAUAAAUGCUCAAAUCUAAAUGCUAAUGUAGUGCUUGCUUUGCAUGUAUGCGUGCAGACACCGGUGAAGGAAUACUAAAGAUGGUCCGUUCCUAUUUCAUCACUCAUGUGAUAUAUAUCAUGCAUGCAUAAUUUCCUUUAGAGCAGAAGAGUUUCAUCCACACUUUUCUUCCAUCGAUUGAAGAAAAACCAGCAAUUUGUGUCCAGUGUUGUAAGAAAUGAGUAAGAUGAUGGAUGAAUUGACGACCUUGUAGCUGAAACGGGUGAAUGUGUGCGAGGAAAAAGUCAUUCAGCGUUAAAACUACUAUGUCCAUUCACACAACAUGUUAUAGCAUCUGUUUUAAAGUCCUUUUUAAAGACGCUGAAACAUUUAGAUAAAUUUUCUGAUGCCGAGCAGUUUUGUUGCUCAUCUUGUUGCAUGCAAAAAGUCUGUGGUAUGUCCUAAGCUCACUCCAUCCGUCUGUUACCCACAUCUGUCCGUCAGUAGCUGCUGUGUGAUCCUCCCCUUGCCGUGGCAGCAGUAAACCUCAGUGCCAGCCAGCCACACUUAUCUGUCAGUGGUAAGCCAGAGCAUGAGCCACACUUAGCCAACACUUGUCUCUGGUCUCAGCCGGUAAUCCUGCAAGCCAGUGUCUCUUUCCUCCGCAUGGAAAUGGCAUUAGGCUAUGUGUCAGUGUCUGUGUGUGUGCCCCUGUGUGUGUGUCUGUCUCCUUAUCUAACCGUGAAAAUCCACGCCUGUAUAGAUUAAUGUCUGCGAACAUGUGUUUUUUGUGGAAAGGCGUGUUUCUGCCACUCUCCAGCUGUACUCGCCUGUUUCUGCUCAUUUUGGAUGCUUUGGACUGUUCUUCACUUAUUUUUGUUUUUGUUAACUUAAAGUUCCUGUGCGGGACUUUAAGUUUGUCGAACUUUGGCACCUUUUUGUUCUCAAACAGUUCCUCUGAUCUAAAGAAAAGGCUUUUUUUUUUGGAGCAUACAGUCAAUCCCUUUGUGUGAUGCCUAGUUGCAGUUGUCUAAGACCGUAAUAUUUACAAUGUUGAAAUAAUCGGUCUUGCUGAUGAUGAUCUGGUUUGUUUAACUUUAACUUUAAGUCUGUUUCAUCACCAUCUUAAAACUUCACACUUUGAGAAGAGAAGUUAGAGGCUUUAAAAGUUAACAGACAUUUAUUCAAGCAUUUCAAUCCACCCAAUUCUUUUCUAACAUCACAAAAAGUACUCCAUGUGCCAAAAAGUCCAGUAAACAACAAAGUUUGCCUCCUCUUCGUAAUUUCCUCUUACCUGUUUGUAACCAUGUACCCACCCAGAGGUCGGGAUUGCAUUAGCCAGUCACUCUGGCAACAUCCUUUAUUCAUUAGGAAAGCCAAAGCCCAGGAAGCUUACAUUGUUCUAGCUAAUGGAAGAAAACUCGGUUUAAUUGAAGUCAUGAGGAAGUAUACAACAUCAAUGAAGCUGCUUAAUCAGCUCCAAAUCAAUGGCAGUGUAGCACACAGAGCUGAUUUCUUAUCAUCCUGUUUGCUACCGGGCUGGAGAACGCUAACUAAUGCUGAUGGACAGUUCUGAGAAUGAUAAAAAAAAUCCUCAUAUCCACUCAGCAGGGGGUUAAAUAUCGACACUUUCCUGUCUUUUACAUCCUCAAAUUUCUUCAGAGGCACGUUGCUUGCUUUGAGAAUGAUCACUAUUUGGAUUAAAGUACGAGGUUUGACUGACUGGAUGUGUGGCCCCGGGCUCCAGUGUGCUCUUUUAUCUCUGCUGUGUGAAAAUUUGUGAUCUCUCUUGGACCAGAGCAGAGGGAGCUCUGUGGGGCAGCAUCAUUUUGGAGAGCAGAAGCCCAGGCAGCAGGAUCACCGCCUGCCAGCUAAGGGUUAAAUAUUUCUCCACCACCACCACCACCACCCCCUCGUUUUUCACAAGUGGUAGCACUGAUGUCUCUCUGGUCCCAUGGUCAUUUACUUACCCUGCUUGUUGAGUGAAAAAAAGAGGAGGGGGGGCUUAUAAAGAAAGAAUACAGAGCAAAAAAAAAGGGGGACAGGAAACGUUUCUCCGCAUUAUGCUUCAUAUGUGAUCUUCAUGUGUCAAAGACUUCCUUGUCUUCACCUAAGGGAAAGUAUUCCUCGGCUGGAAUUCCAGGGAUGAAGCAGGAGGUUCUCUGUGUUGACCCUUGUGCUCUGCUCCCCCCCCUGCUUCCCUCCGCUGCCCUCCCCUAGCCCCCCUCGCACCAGAUUCCAGGGCCUGGGGCAGGGACUGGUAGUGCUUAGUCCAUCAGCAGCUGAAAUGUGAUACCAAGAGAGCCCGCUAAGCUCCUCUUUUAUAGUACCAAGUCAGGUCAGGCUGUUUACAUCCUUUAUUUAUUGUUCUCCUGGUCCCCCCUCUUUACCCCCACAAAGACAAAACAUCAGAUCUCCUAUAAAGCAGGAAGCAUCACCACAAACUAAUAUGACGGAGCUCAAGCUGUUAGUCUUACACUGUGUACAAGAAACACUGAUAUCAUAGAGGCAAAUUUGCUGCCACUUGUCAGCUGGUAAAGCACAUACAAGACCAUGCAUUUGUGUGUGUGUGUGUGUCUCCAUAAUACAUAAGUGCACAUGCUCUGUCCGAUUCAAUCUAUGGCCCAUGAAUUCCCUUGUGACUGUAGCCUAGAGGAAGAUCAGUCAAGGCUUUUUAUUCAUCAGCUGUAAGGCGAGUAGUGCUGCUUAUACAACAUCAAGGUGCAUUCUUCAUGUAUGAUUAAAUGCAGGCUAUUACUUAGGUCGCAAUCCUUGCAUUCCUUCAUGACACAGUGUGGUAAAACUACAAGUAGGUUUGCAAUAGGAGCAAAAGGAAAAGAAAAACAGUCAAUAUCCAGUCAUACAUAUUUGAAAUAAACAAGUUGUGUGGAAAAGAAUCCGUGUAAGUCAAACAAUAUAUAUUACAUAAGUGUGUCUGAGAGGAAUUGAUCAACUCCUGCCCAGGUCUCCAUCUACUCAACAAUACUACAAUUUACAGUUUCAAUGAGAGCAAAUAAAAAACUAACCAACUACCCUAUUUGCAUUUAAAUUAAAGGGAUAUUCCGGCGUAAAACUAAUUUAGGGUCAAACACACCGUAACAAUGAGUUAGACACCUCCUCGAGAAAUGAAUGUUGCCGACCGCUUGCUUCUCUAGUUAUACCAACUUUAGUAACGACCGCAGGAUAGCAAUACACAGCGGUCUGAGGAGUCACACACAAACCUCAACCAAAACGCCACUUUAUAACCACAAAUAAUGCUCAGAACAGCACCUAACUUCAUCAACAGUACAUAUAGGGUCCCAGCCACAGUACUAGCCACCAAAUUUUUUAACUUUGCCUGAUUUCUUUAGCAAAGAGACUAAACACAACUCACCUACUCUCUUCCAGCAGCCGCUUAUCUGUAGCGAGACCUUGAGCCAGUCCAUUACGGACUGCUGCGGGGUGUCAAGGAGAAACAUUUAUGAUCAUUUCGUCGUGGAAUUGCAAUCAGACCGAGACGCUAAGGCAGAAGAACUACCACGUCUGCAGUGCAAAAUGAUCAAUAUGGUGAUUAUUACUUCAAGGAAAUGAUAAAGUAAUGAUCAUAAAUGUUCCUCCUUGAGCUGCGUCACCCCACUGUAGUCCGUAUUGAACUGGUUUGAGGUCUCGCUACAAACAAGUGGCUGCUGGAGGAGAGUAGGUGAGUUGUGUUUAGUCUCUUUGCUAAAGAAAUUCAGCAAAGUUAAAAGGAUAUUUGGUGGCUAGUGCUGUGGCUGGGACCCUAUAUGUCCUGUUGAUGAAGUUAGGUGCUGUUCUCAGCAUCAUUUGUGGCUAUAGAGUGGCGUUUUGGUUGAGGUUUGUUUAUGGCUCCUCAGACCGCUGUGUAUUGCUAUCGUGUGGUUGUUACUAAAGUUGGUAUAACUAGGGAAAGCAAGCGGUCAGCAACAUUCAUCUAACUCGUUGUUACGGCGUGUUUGACCCUAAAUUAAUUUUACUCCGGAAUAUCUCUUUAAAUUAAGUUUAUUUGUGCCCAAAUGUAACUGCAGACCUUAAAAAAAACAUGUGACUGCAUUUGCUGUAAGGGCUCCAUAGCUCUGGGACUGCCUUUAUGAUUUGAUGUAGAGUGCACAAACAUGAUGCUAGCAUGGUCGUGUAGCGUGAUCGUACAUCAGCUUACCCUCCUCUCUGCAGUCACUGAGUCUUUUUUUAAGAGAGAUGACUUUCCCGACUCUCUAACAUUAGAUUUGAAAUAUCUCAGGUGAGUGUGGUAGCAUACUGCUGUAUUUAAAUGUAGCUGUAAAACAGAUUUAUAUACACGCUUAUGCUGUAUAGUUAUCUUUAUGUAGGGCCUUUACUGGAUAGGGACCCCCCUGGAGAAAAUAAAGGGAUAGAUCGUAGAAUAAAGCUGUCAAAUCUGGCCUCUUUUUAACUUUCCCCAAGCUCCAAUUGAGUUUAACAAUUCAAGCUGCAAUGAAAACUGUGCGAUUAAAAAGCUCGUUUGUGCCCCCUGAGUCAAAUUUUGGUUCAACGCAGAUUUUUUAAAACAGUCUUAUUUGAAUAAACGUGACUUUCUGGUUACCAAUCAUGCGUCUUUGUGUCUCUAGGUGUCAUGUGCGAAGCAGAGCUCUCCUUCACCCUGGAGCCCAGUGACAUCAUCGCUGUACAGGAGCAGCCCCUCAUGCUCCAUUGCCAGGUGGACGGCAUCCCCCCUAUCACGACUCAGUGGAGGCACAACGGCCUGCUUGUAACUCAGGAUCAGCAUCACACCACCUUUAUCAAUGGCUCACUCCUCAUCGGCCACUUCCUGAAGACCAAAUCUGACGGCUCAUCUGACGAGGGAGACUACGAGUGUGUGGCCCAGAAUUCCUUUGGGUUGGUGGUGAGCCGGAAGGCCCGUAUUCAGGCAGCAAGUAAGUCUAUUUUUGUGUGUUAACGUGCAUGCAUGAAAAUGUGUUCUCUGCAGUGGGAAUACAAGCAUUCACAAUGAUCCUGAUCAAAGGUUUACAUUUGGAAAAACAUGCUCAUUCCCUCGUUGCUGAGAGUUGAAUGUCAUUUUCUCUCAUCACAUCUGUUGAGUGUAGGCAACGUUAGCUUUUUAUUAGCUCUUCUAUUGAGGUUUGAAAUCUAUUCAACAUGUCUAAAUGUGUGUAUCAUCCAUGAGAUUACUUACCAGGGAUUUCCACCGCAUCUCAAACGGCUCCGAUCCAAUUCCUACUGGAUCCGUUUGUGAGCCGAAUUUCAUGGCGGAUUACCAAAAGCAGGAAUCGCGAGAACUAACAAGAACCCGCGGAUUCACGUGCAAUCGUGCGAUAACAAGUUGUCUUUAGCCACACAGGCUAACAAUAAAAGCAGAAGAUUAAGUCCUUUCAGAGGAGGAAAUCUACUUCUAGACUUCUAAUAUCAGUAUCACCUCAUCCAUGGUGUCAUCGGGGUAAAAUGCCGUCUAAAAACCUUUCACUUGCUUGUCCCGCCUGUGGUAUGAAAUACGAUCCACCCGAAAAACAGAGUGUUUUAUUUUGAAAAGAAGCCGUAUGUUUUGUUUUGUGUCUGUGCCCGACUUCUUUUCCAGCACGGACUAAUCUAUGUCCAAUUUAUCCAGCAUGCUCCGGCGACGAUCAGCCAUGAUCGGCGGAUACAGCCUUUUUCGUAGCCGUUCCGGAUGUGGUGGAAAUUGGGGUUUAGGCAGUGAACAUUUCAGAAGCUUCAGUUUUUUUUUAUUGAUUCUUUAAACCUUAACAUUUAAUCUUAAUAAGACAUCACCUCAGCUUGUCUGGGCCUGAUUGUGUUGUCUUUAUGCAAACACCCAAGCGUCAGACAAUGAUUGAGCAUCACAGAUAUGACACGAGCGUUGCUUGUUAUCAGUGUUCUCUCUAAAUGUAAACACUGUAAUUGAAUAUUACUCUGAAUAAUCAUUCUUCAGUGUUGUCCCAGUCAUGGGGGUAUUACUGUGCUGUAAAUGUACUUAAUAUCCCCAGCUGUGGAGUCAUUUGAAUAUUUUAAUAUCAUUCUCUCUGUGUAAUGAACUUUCUGAUGCUCAUCUACAGAGCUGCUUAAAAAUGCAAGCCUUUGAGUUUAGCUUUAACAAGCACUCAUGCUGGGAGUCUCCAAGCUGCUUUGUGAGAGUGCAAUGAGCUCCAAGCAACCCAGCAGCACACUCACUGGUGUGUUUGGUGAGGCAUCAAGAUAGAUUUUCCCUGGCCUGACCACCAAAUCUCUUAUUUGAAGUCCAGUUCAACGUUAAGCUCUCAGCAUUGUUGCCAUGGUUAAUUUACAACAUUUUUAUCACAUGGCAGCGAGACAGCGUGAAGCUCUGCUCUUUUGUUGUUUCUCACACACAAACAGGCCAUCUCUGGACUUAUUUAAAUCAAAGCGGAGUUGAGGAUGAGCACAUUCCUCCGAGGACACGUUGAAAUGUUGCAGCAGAUACGCUCCCGCUCCUCACUGUGCUGAGUUAAGAUUCUCUGAACGCUCAGUUAUAUAUAUAUAUUCAGUAAGUGAGCGAUGGACAAAGGCUGGCAGAAGCCUGUUGAUCCCCAGGCUGUGUGUAGACAGCACACUGCUGUGCUGUUGUGGCCAAUACAGCUUUACUACUCUGUGGGAUAGGAAGGUUAGCAUGGAUGUCUUACUGGCCUAAGGGAAAAGUCACUGCGGCUCAGUGGCUGGCGCUGUCUAACAAAGUCAACCUUUUAAGGCCUCCCAAUAGAGUCAUUCUUUCAAAAGGUCAGUCUGCAGCUGCUGCUUUAGCACCUUUUUUAUUCUGCAUCAGGGAAAUAUCAUGUCAGAUUUGGUCACCAUAUUUUUGAUAUCUUAUAGACGUCCUUUGACAGAGGAAAAUGAAAAUCCUUGGAUUUGUGAAUUGAGAGUUCACCUCCUCAGCAUUUAUCUGGAGGAUUUUCACUGAAGGAUUGGACUCAAUAUUUUUGAUAUCUAAUAUAGUUCACUUGUUGCUCAGUUGCUCUCAGUAUUUUUUAUGGAUUUUUUUUAUCUGAAAGUCAGUUUGAUGUGCUUUACAGUAAGGUCAUCAGUCGGGGUUGUGGGAGCUAAGUCAAUACUUGAAGCUACUGAGAUGCUUGACCCAGAGUAAUGUGGUUGAUGCGCUACUGAGUUUUACCGUGAGUUUUGAUGAUCAGUAGAAGUCCGGACGCUGUUCCUCAGAUGCAGCAAACAAAAAUUUAUUGCGAUAAAUAUACCCUAAAUCAAGUUUGCAAUUGAUAUCUGAACAAGCAAGAAACUGCCGGCAUUUAGCACCACGGCGGUCAAAAACCUUUCGCCCUUCUGUGUCAAACACCUGCCCACAACAUUGACAUGGCUACCCUGAGCCCUACAUAACAAGACAGCAACACCCAAGGCACACAAAGUGAACUGCAACUCAUUAUAUGGUAUCACAUCAACAUAUUUGGCUCCUACAAGGGUCAUGGGCUGUGUGAAAUAUACAGCCACUGUUUUCUGAAGAUGCAUUGGAAGCCAAACUGGUGGAAAUGCUGACUCAGCAUGGCUUUUGGUGAGCCUAGAAACUGACAAGCUGACGAGCAAACUGCAAUUAUGCAACAGUCUCUUUAACUUCACUCUAUCUGCAUCUUUGAAAUCGAUGAUUCUUGUUAUAAAAUGUGUCUGAAUAGAAAAUGAGCUGUUCAGACCCAAACUGUUUUUCCUAUCAGGCUGUAAACAUCUAAACUUUUUGACAUGGGUGUUAAUUAGGAUUCCUGAACUUCUGACACUGAAGGAACUGCAGUGUUGUCACAUUUCAGCAGAGGAGUUUGCAGAAGGUUGGUGUUCACUCAGGGAUGUAUUCAGUACUUUAGUGUGAGACAUUGAUUUGUUGGUUUUGGUUUGUAAGGUAAAGAGAGGUCUGGAUUGCUCAAUGUCUCUGCAACUCUGUAAUUCAAGAUAUCUGCUUAAUCAAUGUUUUGUUUUGUUUUUUUUACAAAUUGGCAUGCAAACUUAAGGGCAUGACUGACUCACUGUGAUUCCCAUGCACACAUUUGCAGUGUGUAAUGUAAUUCAUUUCUAAGGCCUCACCCAACCGCGCUGGAUUUAGCCUCAUUAAGGAAUCUCUCGAUGUGAUAUUUGGUUUUAUCUUCAGCAUGAAAAUGAGGAAAUAUUGGAGGGUAGCACAGUCCUCUGUCAUUCUGUCACUCUGCCAUCUGUUGCUGAAACAUUGAAUAUGGAAUGUGAUACAGUGUGAAUACAGAUGAAGUCACUGUGAAUGAACCAGACAUGGUACAUGCUUCAAGUUCAAAAGCACUGGUGGUGAAAUGACUUUGUUUUGACUGGGCUUUCCCCCCCGGCUGACCUUCUCCUGCUUUUGACUUGUAUUCAUUAGGCGGGGAUAUUAAGGAUUACCAAAAGUCACAUUCUGACCUCUGACCUCUGACCUCGUGGGUUGUGUUGAUUGUUUUUUUGUUUUUUUUUUGGAGGGGUGUUGAGUGAGUCUAGGCUCUGAUAUAAUGCCACUCUCUCCUCCUUAGUAAAGCUUAGUGUCUUUCAGCUGCAGAUAGAAGUCAGCUCUGGUAAUAAUCCUCUAGAGAGUCUUCACUUGAACUCAGAGAUAACAACUUCUCUUCACAGGAGAUGUCCCUGUGUUACCCAUCACUGCUCACUAAUGCCUUCAGCAGUUUGGAAAAUUCUCAUCAAAAAGUUAAUGUUGGUAUUUCACUUUAGAUCUCACUAUAAUUGGAGUUUUAUAUGUUGGACUUUUUUAUUCAUUAUUAGAUAAAUGAGUCUUUUAUUGCACCACAUGUUGUGGUGGUUGAUAUGCAGUUUUUCCCACUUAAGGUUAUCUUGAAAAGGCUUUUUACUUUUUUAGUUCUUUGACUCUAACACUCCUCAGAUGCUCAAUAUUUGCAGAGUAAAAAGUGUCUCUCUUUUGGCAACGCCUCAGUUUAUCAAUCACUUUAUUUCUGGAAGAGGUAGGAGAAAAAAUCAAUACAGUGGAGUAUCACGGUAUUUUGUUAGGUGAUUUAUUCUAUCACCUCAUUUAUCAAGUAUCGAUUUUUCAAAUUAAUUGCUAAUAUGAAAUCAAAUCUAUGAUGGUGAAAAAUAAAAUCAACAGUUUGUCCAGUGAGGUUAGCAGAGGUGACAUCAUGGAGCAGGAGAAAGUUAGUGCAGCAAAUACAUAUAAGGUUUACAAGAUGUGCUACAUGAAAAUAAAAUACAGUGUAAAAAAGACAAACAUAAAGGAAAGCCAAAUGCUAAAUUAACUAAACAGUCGAAAAUAUUGUAUAAAUUGCCAUAUAUUGUAUGGCAAUACUCACUGUUUUGCAAAAUGUUAAAAGGAGCAAUAAUAUCAUAUCGUCGCCCAAGUAUCGUGAUAAUAUCGCAUUGUGCGGCCAUUAGUGAUUACCACCUAUAAUUUCUGGUCAUGAUUUAUGUGUCGCUGGCAGGUUUGUGUUUAUGUCGCUGAUUUACGUUUUGCUGGCAGGUGCUCAAAACCUGACCUGUUGCUACUCUGGAUAAGCGGUGAAGUUGAUUAUCAGCUGUGAUCCAACAUGAACGCCACACACAUGAAGUAUAUUUUCUACAGGUGUUUGGACUGUCCCUGGUCCACUUCAUUCUCCCCUGGCCCACCAGACUUUAGCAUAGUGUGAAAAUUAUUCAAGAUCCACUGUUUUCACUUUAUUUAUGAAGAGAAAUGGCCCAAAACCAUUAAAUGCGCUCCUCACACAGCUCAUUGACUGCUGUUUGUUUCUUGUUCUGUUCCAAGUGUUUGUUAAUGUUGUUGCUGUCUUUGUGUUUUGGAGGUAAUUUGCUGUGUUAUAGUUCCUCUUACAACAGAGCUCUGACUUGUACCACUGUGAUGCAAUGGGUGGUGUGAUUACUGAAACCUCUUUAUAGCCCUCCCAAUGGAUAAAGCCUCCAUCCUAACCCUCCACUCUAACUCCCUCUGUAUAUUUCACUUUUUAUUUGCUUGACAACCAUUUGUGUGAGCUCACUGUCGGGGGCUGGUGUUGGACGGACUCCCUGUUGACCCUUUAAAUCGGCGGUUGGUCCAGGAAGCUCUUUUUUCCCCUCCUCAGUGUUAUCUCUUUGAUGCUCUGUUACUCUCUCUCUCUCCAUCUCUCUCUCUCUCUCUCUCUCUCUCUCUCUCUCCCUCUCUCAGUUUUUCUCCGACCUCCUCAUUAGCUUACGUUCAGGAAGCUUUUCAUCAUUCGGAUGAAUGACAAGCCUGGUACAGUGGACCCGUCCGGGGCUCCUGCCCCUCCCCCACUGCACACCCGCGUCACCAGGCAACGCACCACAAAGGCCCCCCUGUUACAAAAUAGCUUUUAGGAUCAAUUGAAAUGACUUGCUUUUGUCUGUUUGUCUGGAAUUAAUUGGAAAGAGUUGAAGCUUUGUUCGGAAAUAAUUUUUUUCCCUCAAUCCUAUUCAUUUGAGGAGACAGCAAUUGACCUCAGGGACCGUUCAGAAAGAUUUGCAAACACAAUAUGAAGUGUGCUGAGAAAAGGCAAAGUCAGUGCAAACAUGAGGGGAGGGAAAACACAAAUGGUGAAAAAUACAACAAGUUCACGAAUCAGUGUGCAUCACCCAGUUAUUUAUUUUAUAGCUUGCUUACAUUUUAGAGCCUUUGGCUGCGGAAUGAUCAUUUCCACCUUGUUUAAUUCUCAGAUCGUCAUGGUGAAUUGUGCCGUCGUUAUAAUGGGCGGCUUUUGAAUGAGACUUUAAUGAAAAAGAGGAACCCAGGGGGCUGUAAAAGACGAAAUGGGAGAAGACAGAGGAUGCCUGUAAAAGUGUCUCACUUUAAACCCAUGCUGCUCAUUUGUGUGAAUUUAACUCCUGUCAAGAUGCAGAUGUAAAAAUGUGUGUGAUGUUGGCUAGGCAGCGUUUAUGUACAAAGUGCGUAGAGCUGUGGCAGGAGAUGAGAAGUUGCUCCGUGCCAGAUUUGAAAAGCUUGUGGAACAACUCAGAAAGCAGUUAGUGAGAGUGAUUUAUGGCAGGCUCACAUUGGCCUACGUGAGAGAGUGUGUGUGUACAUGUGCAUGCUUGUGUAUCUGGAGAGUUCAACGUCGGCUCUCCAUCACCCUUCAACCUUCCUGUCCACACCCCUUUCAUGGCCUCCUGCCGGGGUAAAUGCUGAAGCGCCAUCCUUGCAUCUCCUCGUCGCUGCCUUUGUCUACCAGCCAAACCCCGCCCUCCAUCUGCCCCCCUCGCUCCUGCUCCUGCUCCUGCUCCUGCUCCCUCUCCACCCAUUUACCACGAAGCAAGUCAUCUCUCUGUCAGAUAGAUUAGCCAGCUAAAUGUCAUAUAGGCUUGUUUGGACAUUUGAACAUGAAGCCUCUUAAUGUUUUCCUUUAAUCCUUGCAAAAUCAAGAUCGGGUCAUGCAGGAAAGAAAAAAAAAUCACCCGCAUGUUUGACACUGGAGCAUUAGCGACUUCAUCUGUCACCAUUUUUCAGCAAAUGUCAUGUGAUAUUGCCGUUUAAUUCCUCAAACAAACAAAGAAAAAAACUCUCCUCUCUCUGGUAUCACUCCUCUCAUUGAUAUUCCCGCCUUGGAAAGAUCACAUACUGUAGUUGUACAACACACGGACAUGGCCUAUAGCUGCCCUGCUCCUUCUUUUGGGCAGGUAUGUGAGCUGAUGUUAGACCAGAGUGUUCCCUCCUGGUGUGUGGUCAGCACUCCUCCAUCUGUCUGCCACCAUGUCAGAAGGAUUGGAGAAGAAAGGGCUUUUUUUUUUCUGCUGUUCUGAUGAGGUGUGCUAAAGGGAUGAGCGCUCUGACCUCUGCUGUGUAAUUACACUGAAACCACUGUAUUACUCUACACCUGCAGACCAACACUCUGAUCUUCCUGCCUGAUUCAGCAUGCUCAUUUAAGCUGAUUUAGAGUCAGUGCUGUGAAUAGGACAUUUUAAUUCCUGUCAUGCAGUGGCAAACGUCUUUCCAGAGUUGGUGGAAAGCUGGUCUGUUUCCGGUGUAAUGCACUGCAUGACAAAGGCAAGCAUGCAACUGUAGGUCUCUUCCUCCCAUGUCAGUGGAGAUGAUGUUUGUCCUCUAUAGGUUGUUUUUUCCAGGAGCUAAAUAAACAACAACAUAAAUGUCCCCAAAGGCAGCCCCGGAUAUUUGCAUUGACAAAUGUGAACGCUGGUCCGUCACUCCUGUGGGAAAGGGGCAGCGAGAAUAGCUAUUAUUUCUGAAGAUGACACAUCAUUGACCUUGUAGCAGUGGAAAAUCACCCAAGGGAUCCUAUACUGCCCAUAGUAUGCUGUAUUGUCUUAGUUUACUGUGUUAGUACUGUGUCAGUAGGGUGGAUAUGCUUUAUUCACUUGUCACUUAACUAAUGAUUAUAUAUGUAAUAAUCUUGACUGUAUGGGUGAUCCUGCAUCCAUCUUUUUUUUUCUAAUAAUCACGUAUUUUAAUCUAUGCAGAAAUAAACAGCUUAAACCAUCAAUUUCAGAGCACAGUUUGGGAUGUGCUUUAGUCUUGGGUUAUGAUGGAACAUCAGCCAUGCAUAUAUAUACAUUAAGAGCCAUAACAAUCUUCUUUCAUAGAGGAGCUGCUUUACAAUAUUGAGGCAUGGGCUGCUGUGUGCGGUAGAACAGGCCCCCUUAAUGCUCUAAAAAUAUCUGCCCGUGUAAAUAACAUCACUUGGCAAAUCAAUCCUCUAAACAGGGGAAGGAGUACUGAAGAGUGGUGCAACAGCCCGCUGAUGGAAAUAUUGAACUGCACAAACAAGCAUUUUGCUUAUUCCUUCAGGCGCAAUGUCUCCGUGUUUGACAUGGCUUUAAUCCUAUUUAUGUCUUUCCUGGAGUGAUAUAAUAACAAAUGCAGCAGUGUUACAUGUUUGUUUAUAUAAUGCCUUAAAAAAAAUAAACACAUUCCUGCCAAAGUGCUUUUCACACAAGAGAAAAACGCAGGAACACAAUGCACACAUCUGCAUUAUUUAUGAAAAGACAUAGAAAACACAUACAGGAGCAUGUAGGUUAAGGGAAUUGGCUACAUGUAAGUGCAAUGUAUGGAUGUAAGUGAACUAGAUAACCAACAUACAUUUUGAUGCAUGACACCCACUGGAGAAAUAAAUAAAAGAACCACAUAAACUGCAAAAAAUCAGUAAGUAACAAAAAAAUUCCUGAAAGCUAUUAACUAGCAAAAUUUUUAAAAAGUUCAUAAAUUAUCAUUAGCUGUUUUAGAGCUGGCUGAUACAGUAAUAAAUCAACAUUUACUUGUUUUUCAGAUUUGUUAACACAGCAGUAUCCACAUUUUCUAGCGGUAAUCAAUGAGAAAAUAUCAGAGGCCCGAGAAUACAACCCGGGGGAACCCCCAUACAAUAGCAGUGGGCACUUAAAUUUUACUAUGGAUCGAUGAGAGUGACGCUGAUCAGAUUCAAAACUGUGGUGGGUAGGGAUGUGCGCACGCUCAGAUGACUAGACAAUUAAGUGUUGUGGUCCUCUUGGGCACCGGAGUUACAUGUCGGUGGAACAAAUUGUGAAUAAUUUCUAUUACUGUUGGCCUGAAAUGAUGGUCAUAUGUCACACAUGUGUCUAAGCUGUUGCCCAGCUCAGUGUUCUGUAAAAUGCCAUGACUUUAAUGCUCCAAUACCCCGAUGUAACAAUAAUUUAACAAUGAAAAAUGAGAUUAAGCUCUAUAAAGGCUGUGUCUAACUUGACAUGCAUAUCAAGCAGGGGGAUGUGGACCUUAACCUACAAGGAGGAUUGGAUGCUUGUGGUGCUAGCUAUGCUAAUGACUUGGCAAACCAAUUUGGCAUUGUUUACACAGAGACUCUGUGCUCCUGUGUUUAGCCAUGUUGGACAAAUCAUGCUCAAAUUGACUUUUGUUGGGGUGUUUUCCCCCCUCUAGACCAGUCAGUGAGUUGGAAAUUAAAUUUCUGUUUAAACAACUAGGAAAUCGGUUGCUUUGUGACAUGCAUACUUGAACUACUCAAAGGGUUAUUUUGAUUUUAAUGAGAUCAGAAUAUAAACUCUUGAUUUGACAUUUUUUACAAAUCUAAUUGGCGAAAGGCUGGAGGAUGUGAGAUAUCACAAAUUAAAGCACAAAGGGAGCUGGAACUUUUAACAUAUUUUUUUUCCACACAGUCAUUUACAGUUGGUUUUAUCUCUUCUACAAAUUGUAUUAUUCUUCCCUAUGACCUGUGCUUUUCUGUGUAACAAGCAGACCGUUAGCCUUGAACCAGAAAACCUAUAAAGACAAUGGUAAACUCUCAUAACUGGAUGCGAUUCCAACUUUUCCAAUCAGCACUCCGGGGAAUCAAAGCCACUUUGUAAAAGAAAGUGGAAAAUAUAGAAUUAUCAAAACAGAAAUUUAUGCAGAAAAUGUCUUAAAAUGUGUCUGUGGUUAUCCUGUAUGAUAUUUGUAGGGGGAGUUCAUCAGAAGCGCGUCUAACCACCUGUGAUAAAAUGAGGAACAUUCAGGAUCUCGUGAGUUUAAAACAAAGAAGGUCUAAGUUGAAAUCCAAGUUCAAUGUUGGUAUUGUAACCUUGUUUGAAGUUUGUGGAGCAUGUGUGUGUUUGUCCAUGUGUCUGUCAAUGGAUGUGACCGUUGGGUAAAGUAAUGAAGUCCGCCUUGGUCUCCGGAUGUCUCUGGACCACCCCAGCUGUUCUCAAACAAACAAAUGAAAAGGGGGCCUAAAAUUCCUGCUCCCUACUUUUAAGGCACUCGGGAGGAAUUCCUCAGUAAUAGAGGUGAAAGGUGAAAGGAAGGAGAUCAGAGGCCAGGCCAAAGGUUGGACAGGGCGGACCGGUCUCCAAAAUACUGGAGUCUGGCCUUACAAUCUCGACACAGAGGUCCCGCUUUAAGUUUUACAAACCUCUUUUGAUCUCCUCCUCUGGUUUGAGCGUUUGGACUGAAGUCCUCGGGAGCGAAUAUCAAAAUAGCAUCUUGUUAAGUCGCCACUAUUUUUAGGUUUUAGCUUAAGGUUAGUUAACAGGGGAUCAAAUCUGUCAACAGAAGGUCCUCUUAAGGGUGGUAAAGCAAGAAAACGUGUGUCUGUGUGUUGGUGUUCCUAUGUGUUGAGCCUUUACCGGCGCUGGGCUAGCUCUUGCUGCUGCCCCGUCACCGCGCUUCACUACACUUAACAGAGCCUUUAUGGCCGGAUUGUGUAGUUAAAAUCCUUUACAGGGUCUGCACCAUCCACCAAUAAAAAGACCAAAACUCCCUCUUCCUGUCUUCUCUUUGGGCAGACAUUUUACUCUGCAUGUGUGAAGACGUAAUAAAGACAGAGACGGACAGGAGGUGGAGCCCGUGGUGGAUAUGAGUUAGUGUUAUUAGUAGAAGAGAUUAGACAUGAUAGAGUUAUCCUAACAUGUUAGUGUGCUCACAGUUGUUCAGUCACAGCCUCAUUCACAUAAACACACACACACACAGGGGCCCUCAGUUCAGUUUUCCAUUUUGUCAAAGCAGGGAUCAGGAAACGUCCCUGUGGUGGCCAAUAAGCAGAAGAGUCAAAGACAAAGGCCAGUCAGUGAUGGGCAGGCAGCAGCUCUCCUUUGGGCCUCAGCCACCUCGCCCAUCUCUGCCCUGUGUGUGUAUGUGUCUGUGUGUGUGUGUUUCUGUGUUGGGGCACCUCUCAGAGCAGAGCUGCACCUAUUGUUAGUUGUGAAAUGCAGGGCAGUGGAGUGGCUGGGAACAGGCAGAGGCAGCGGAGAUGUGCAGCCUCUGGUGGCACCGCUUUGUGCCGGUGGCCUGAGCGUUUGUUCUCCUGACCGACUCAGCUCGCUGUGGCUGAGGCCCCCUUUUGUCGCCGCUGACUCCGGGUUGGGUGUGUUUCCCCUUCUGCGUUCCCCCUCCUCCUCCUUCUCCCUCUGUUUCAGCAUUGACUCAGAAAUAGAGGGGUCAGAGGUUGUGAGGGGCUGGACGAUGGAAAGGGGGGUUUAUCUGGGAAACGGUGACCUUUUUGUGUGCACUAGGGCAGAAUACCCCUCCCUUUAAAAAAAAAAAAUAAUUCCCCUCCUAUUACGUCCCCCCCCUCCUUUAGCUCGGCCUCCUGCUCAUUCCCCAGUGGGGGCCCAUCCCCCUGUCUGAUGGCCCCGGGCCGUGGCAGUGACCUUGGCCAUGGCAAUGAAAUAAGGUGGCCCAAACCUGCCACAGAAACCUGGUUCUCCCCCUGCCCUUUAACAAACCCGCAACUCAGCAGCCUGCAAGAACAAGAGCUAAAUAAGCACAUUUUCACUCACUCAGAAAGAACAUUUAUUUGUCUCCGUCAUGCUUUCUGUUUUUCCUGCGAACACCUCCUCUCAUAGACUUAAGUGUGUGACCAUGUAACCAAGCAAAUCUUUACCUCUGUUAUUGCCAGACUUGUUUCAUGCAAUAGUCCUCCUGAUAAAUGCUUUAUACUGCAUGUAGCCUGAGGAGAUAUUUGUCUGUAUAUCAGCUUCUGCAUCCAAUUAAAUGCUCACAUUUAAUAUGAAAGAUUUAUCUUGAAGUCCUGUCUUCAGAGUGGAGUUUUCAGCUUGUAUGCAUACAUUGUUAUCAGCUUAGCAAUCACUUUCUUUAAUAAAGCAUUAAGUGCAAAAGGACACUGACUUAUUUGAGUCCGAUCUGAAAAGGUAAAAGCUAAUCUUAACUCUCUCCUCUGUGUGGUUGUCACACAGAGACAGAGCUCCUGAAGUGUGUGGGGUUAAAAGCCUGCCAGGCUCCAGUAUUUGGAGUCAGUCACCGGGGAUAAAAUGAAUUCCACAGGAACCAAUUAGAAGAGGUAGCUGCUGGCAUCGGAUGAAAGAUUUCUGGGAUCACCAAUUUCCUCCUGACAACCUGUUUGCAAAGUCUGUAGUUUUGUUAGCCGGCAUUACUUUUGGGAAUCUAACGAUGUGUACAACGCACAAUUCAAGCUGGAGAGAAAGACCAAAUUAGAGCUUCAAAAUUUUUAACAACCAAACAUUGUUGAGUAACCUCAGAAAACAUGAAACCUGAUAUAAAUUGGUAAAAUAAUAAACAAUGCCUUAUUUUAGAUUCAGUUUGACAGAUACUGUAUUUUUCGCACUAUAAGGCGCACCUGAUUAUAAGGCGCACCAUCAAUGAAUGCGUCUAUUCGCAUCUAUUUUCAUACAUAAGGUGCACCGUAUUAUAAAGCGCAUUAAGCCAAACAAAACAGUCAGAUAAGUCAAACUUUAUUUAACUCAUUAAAUAAGCUUCAGUGCUCCGACAAGCCAAAAAAAUACGUUAUAUGUUAUAGGUUUUGUCUAAUAUCUUAGCAUUGCUUUUGGAUUAUUUGUCAAAAUUUGAGAUUAUUUUUGCACGAGAUAAAGAAAUAAUUUUUUUUUACCAGUUUCUGACACUUUCCAGGGCGACUUAGAAGGUAAUCCUCUGACACAAACCGUAAUUGUAACCUGAAAUAUCAUCUGCAUUGAUUCAGUAUAAUAACACAUGAUAAAGUAUUCAGUUAUACCCUUAAUCAGGUUAUUUGCAAACAUAAGUCAAGAGUUAUCUUGAUAAUAGAGUUAAUUUAAUCGGGAUGGAGACGUGAGGUGACUUGGCAGCAUUAAUUUCGGUGAUUAAAGUGGCAGAGCGAGUAGGCCACAGCCAAGUGAGCUGCCAUCAGUAGAGCAGGCCGGGGUAGAUGAAAGUGGAGAGAAGCGGGGAGUAAAAUAGAUGGAGCAUGUGUCGGUGGUCUCAAAUGAUCUCUGGGCCCCUCUGGCUCUGGAGACUGGACCUUGAACCAGGAAGGAACAUUCCAUUCCGAUGCUGUGCCGCGACCUCCUGACCCCGCCAGCUUUGUUUCAAGGGCAGCUUUCGACAGGCAGCAGGAUGCAGAGCAACGGCUGCAGGCUUGCUUAGCAUGAAGAAGCGAGCCUUUACCGUUAGAGCAUGUCAGAAAACUACUCCCCUGACCCCAGACUCGUAAUUUCUCACUGUAACAUGCACAUUACCUGUGCUUAACAUCAAAUAAAUGCACUGACAUGGACAUGUGCGUCAGACACAGGCUUACGGUCAGUGACUGAACAUAUCUAGACAAGCUGCUCGUGAAAAAACAGCACACAUAUGCUCCUGAGGCUUUUUCCGUCUUUACAGCACAAUUGAAACAUUUAAUUCAAUUCUCACCUGAAGAGAUGUGCUGGCAUUUUUUUUUUAUCCAUCAUAAGAAACACUUCCACAGCCUUUCCUUUUAGUAGCUGCUCAGAGGAUGAGAUGUGUUUAUUUUAUGACCACAUAAAAUAUUUGUAUCAUCUGUCCAACUGCAGCCUUUAAUCAUAUUUAUGAAUGUAUCCCCGUGUUUUUUUUCUCUAUAGAAGUGGUUUCAUGUCAUGUGUUAGUGAGUUGUAAGGACGACCAUUUCAUUGCCGCAGUGUGAAAAGAUGAAACACGAUGCUAGUAGUGUAAUAGCCCUUUCCAUUUGCCAGCAUAGGCAUUAUUUGUGAGUGGGAAGACAGUUUUAGAGGGUUAGCUGGCUGAUGGCAGGUUGGAGGAGCCUGUGAUAUGUGCUUAUGUCUGACAGCUUCUAGUAGUGCUCCUCCCAUCCACUGCAGGGAAUAGUCCAGACAAGUGCAUGACAGUGAGAGAAACACCACUACAGGCUGUUAGCCUUUGUGUUUCAGGGACAACGUAUUACAUCAUAUCAAAACAUUUAUGUGUGAAUCAAGUAGUGCUUAGAAGCAUCUGUUGUGCUGACUCAGGGGUCACGGAAAAACUAACUCUAUGAGACUUAUUACAGUCUUCAUGGCAGGGCAGGGCGAUAUCGGAAAAAGUUUAUCACGCUAUAUUUUUUUCAUAUCAGUCAAUAUUGAUAUAUAUCAUGAUAUGAAAGUUGAAAUUUAACAGUGCUUAUUGGUAUUAUGUCUUUUGCAACACAGUACGCUACUGCAUCUGUGAGGUCUUUGUGUCUCUUGGACAUUUUGUUGUCAGGCGUUACUCUAGAGAAAACAGACUGAAUGGUUGGCUGUUUCGGCUGCACAGGCACCAUGGGCUCCUUGCAUCGCACGGGGUUUGUAACCUGUUGCGUUGCGCGUGCUCUGUCGCAUGGCACUGCUUCAGGUGGUGAAAAAGAUUUGAGGUGUUCCCCGACUUUGCGAGAACAUGUACUCGACAUAAUUUGCAGAAGACGUUACUCUGCUUCAUGUCCGACUUCAAAAAACCUAAAUACCUCCACACUACUGACGUUUUCAUGCCAGUGUUGUCGACAAUGCAACUCCUCUUUUUAUUGGCUGUUCAUAUAGUCUACCAAAACAUGGCAGAAUGCUGACUAUAGAAAAGCAUAUUGACCAUGUUUCAUAUUGAUAUUGAGGGAAAUUAACUUUCGAUAUAUAUUGUUGUUGUUUUAUCGCCCAGCCCUACUUCAUGAUAAUGAUAGUGAUUGGUAAUGUCUCUGUGCUCAAAAACAGGCAGUUCAGGGCUGGACAGAACUGAAUAAAACUGAUAAUCUUUCUGCAGUUUAUUGGGUUAUAAACAAAUACAAGAACUUCUAAAUUAAAAGUUUUUGUUGCACAAUUCUUCAGCUCUCUGUCUGCACCUCUGACAGCCCCAUGGAAAGGAAGAAGCAACAGUGACACAAAAUCUGCUUCACUUUGUUUACUGUAGGAAUGAACAUUGAAAUGAACAUUAUGCAUUCCCUUAACUCUCCAUCUGUGUUGUAGCAGCGCAGGCGAGAUGCAGCUUACAAUAGGAAUACAUUAAAUUAGAUUCUGCCUAGUAUAAUUGAGCGUCUAUCAUAAGCCCCAUGCUACAGGUCUGUGGCAGCAGCAGUGUGGCGUACAUGUUUACAUUUUACUGUCAUGUGGUACGUUCAUUAGUGAUGGGUGUAUCGACAGUAUAAUAUCAAUGUCAAUGUCAGCUUUAUUUAUAUAGCACAUUUAAAACAGCCAUUUCCUACUAAAGUGCUUUACAGUAAAAUAGCCAGAAAUAAUAAAAACAAUAAAAGCAUAAUACAUAUGAAAACAUAAAACAACAAUAUAGAUGAACAUAGCAAAUAAAUAAAAGUAGCUAUACUACUUUAUAGGCUAACGUGAACAGGUGUGUCUUUAGAAGUGUUUUAAAACUGAAAAUGCUCAAUCUCACCCAGAUUUUAAAGAUAUCAAUAUUUUGAUACCUAAAGCUCCUGUGUGGAGUUUUUUUUUGACAUUUAUGAAAUGAACAGAAAUUGAUGUUGAUUCAUGAAAGCAAACACGACCAUAAGCCAUAAGACUGAUUAUUUUUAUAUUGUAAUUUUUAAUGCCUAACUUCAGUGGGAAGGGGGUAGGAGACAACCAUGUUUUUUCAAUUUCUGCAACAGUAUUCACAACAAAUAAUACAUUUGAUUGUCAAAAGUCAAGAGGAUUACCGUAUUUUUCGCACUAUAAGGCGCACUUAAAAUCCUUUAAUUUUCUCAAAAAUCCUCAGUGCCCCUUAUAAUCAGAGGCGCCUUAUGUAUGAAUUCUGGUUGUGCUUACUGACCUUGAACCCAUUUUAUGUGGUACACAGCGCUCAAAAAUCUGUCAAAAUGUUUUAUUACGACUUCGGUUAGCUACAAAGCUGUACAGGCUGAUGGCUUGUUGGAGCACUGCAGCUACUGUAGCCUCGCAGAGUUAUUGAGUGAGUUAAAUAAAGUUUGACUUAUCUGACUGUUUUGUUUGGCUUAAUGCGCUUUAUAAUCCAGUGAGCCUUAUGUAUGAAAACAGACGCGAAUAGACGCGUUCAUUGAAGGUGCGCCUUAUAGUGUGAAAGAUAAGGUAGACUGUUUAAGCAUGUAUAAGAUAAGAUAAGCUAAAACUGGCACCAACUAAAAUAUCUCCCCAGGAGCUUUAAAGAGUACUUGUUUAUUGUGUUAUUAAAAGUUAUGUAUAGGGUGUGCAUCUAUAUAUGCUUCUUUUUUCAAUCAUUUCUAGUCAUUACUGCUUUAGUCGUUCAAAGCUUCCACUAUUGUGACACCGAAUCACUGCAAGCCUGAUGUUCUGAGUAACAAAUGCAUUGGUCAAAAUCAAGCAAUCUUAAAAAGCCAUUUGGUCCUACAGUUCUUGACCUGGGAGAUUUAUAACUUUUAUAUUAAUUGAAAAUGAGUUUCAUUUCAUUAGCUCAGGUCCAAGUAAUCUAUAACAUGAAGCAAAUAAAUAAAGAGCUAGAAAUGAACCCUUUGAGCUGUCUCGACUCGCAAUAAUUCAGUUUAUAAUCCUUGUUAAUUGACAGGAAUUUGAUGUGCAGUCAGAAAUCACUGAACAAAGCUCAUAUUUUAUUCCAUUGUUUAUGCGCUCUUGCCUUGGGAUUGUUUCUAUAGAAAAAAAAAAAAAGAAACUUUCAAUGUAUGUAAAUCCAGAGCUGCUCUUUGUUUACGCAAAUCCUGAAAUGGUAUUUCAUUAUCUGAUGGAGGAGAUAUGCAAUCAUAACAAAUAACAGUUUCUACAGUCUUUUGUUUGCGCUCGCUAUAGGUAGAGGCAGAGACAAAGGGCUUUCAUUUCUCACCCACUGUCAUGUAACACUAAGUGGUUAUGACAGGGCCUGCACUUGCCUUUCCUCGUCCUCCAUCUCCGCUUCUCUUCCUCAGUGGUUAUUUUCCUCCCCGUGAACUCUGUCAUGCAGUAGGCGUGGUAGAGGACCCGCACAUGUGCACACACACACACAGAAGAAAAGCUUGGGGGUUACUGAUUGCAUAUUAGCAUAAAUUUAUCGGGAUUAGCCGGUUUGAGAAGCCGGUGGGAGGGGGUUCCUCAGAUCAGCGAGGGGCAGUAAUAACCCCCGGUGACCGCAGUCAGCUGGGCUGAAUGGAGGGAAGGAGGGAGGGAAAGGAAAAGAAUAGGAGGCUGACUUUUUUAAUUUCCAGCUGUCUCAACAAGAGGAUGUGGUGGUGGGGAUGAUAUCUUGACAUCACAAUCCAAGGCAGAAAUCCACACAUUACUGGCUGCUGCUCUCUUUGUUAGUAUCUUAAAUGCAUCCUGCUUGUAAGUGCAAUAUAUUUCUGAUUUCACUCCACUGCUUCUCUCUCUUAGCUCCAUGUUAUUCAUUUAAUUCUGAGUCUUCAGCACCACACCAGUUCUCAUGUCUAUUUAUGAGAACAUGAAUAAGUGCCUGUGAGUUUCUAAAGACGCGCAAGGGUUGGCUGAAUAUGCCCCCUCCUAUCUUGUUGGUCAUGAUUGAUGUUGCAGCAUCUCCCCUCCCAGUCAUUUAGAUCAUAUUUACAGAAUAGAGCAUCUGUGCUUUUGAGUCUGCCUGUCUGGAUCCUCCAUUUAGCCCAGUAUGAGCAAAGUGCCAGACCUCCCCUCAAGAAGAAAGGUACAAUUAACCAUUAACUAAGUAUUUGCUUAUAAAACUCUGACCGUCUUACUAAUUUCUGCCUCAUCAGCUCAGUCUCUCUGUUGUGUCACACUUUCAAGCUCCUCCUCUGCUCUGUUUUAGUGUCAUCGCCCCCCACGAACGAAACUCUGUUUGCCACACACGUGAUGGCACUGUGUUGCCCGGGAUUGUGAUUAAUGGCCACAAUUCAGCCUGAAAAAUUCCCUUGAGUGGUUGCCAGUUGGCUUACGCAGAGAAGAAACUCAUUACUGCUGUCGGUUGAGCUGACGGGGCAGGGAGGGGUGUGAGUGAUAGUGCGUGUGUCUGCAUGUGUGCACGGACAGCAGAGAGUGAGUGAGUGAGAGAGAGAGAGAGAGACAGAGUGAAAGCUCAUUUUUGUGCAUGUUAGUAAGCACAUACAUGUCUGCCAGCUUUUGGCUGUUUGAGCCAUCAUGCAUGAACAAGUGUGUCCACGUGCUAAUCUAGUGUAAAAGUGACAGUGUGUUCCAGGGGCUGGUCACUUAGUAACUGAUAAUUUCUCAGAAAUGAAUGAGCCGGUUUCCAUCAGCACACACCGACUAACUUUUUAAUGAAUAACCUGGGUGCACCCUGCUGCUUUAUGGCUACAAUCACCCCCCUCUACAGUAUGUUACAUAUGUUUAGAAGAUAAGGCUUUUUUAUUAUUCAUCAGGUUUUAACACAUUCCCAUCCUCUUUGCACAGAUAAACUCCCGCUUAUCAGUCGUAGGAUAAAAACAGCAGGUGGUGGGGAUAUUACUUCAACUUAAAGGCGAUUCUUGUGAAAUUAAUGGAAAGGUUUUCAAUUUGAACACAAUAAUUGCCUGUCUACUCUUAUUAAAAAUUGAAAGGCAGCUAGGAAACUGAGCAGGAGAGGUGAGAAAAGACAGAAGAGAAAGCUGUUCAAAACCAGGGCCUGCACAAUAUGGAUAAGCACAGCAGUGUUCCAUUCACUGACAGAUUGCUAUCUACAUUCACUGACACCACACACCGCGCUCAGAAAUGAAGAUUUGAGGACAUAUAUAUGCAUUUUACGCAUGUAAAAGACCUCCAUAUGUGGCUUUGAGGAAGCUGGGAGAUAAAUCUAAUUCUAUGUUUAAUUCAUUUUUGCACUGUGCACGAAAUAAAGCCAGUUUUUUUCCCGUCAAAUGAGUAACACAAAUUUCAAUUUCUGCUGUCAGAGGCCCUCUUUGAAAAGGUUAAAGGAAAUGGCUGUGAAAGCUGUCGACAGAGCUCUCCCUGUAAUGUCUUUUUUAAUCCGUGAAAGUUCAACGGCUGAUACAGGAUUAAUCAGGCGGUUCAUUGGUUAAGAGGGCAGCAGUAUGUGAGGUUCAAAAAUUUCAAGAGACCUUUUCAACUAAAAUUUGCCACCCUUGUUAGUCAACAUGAGAAUUACGAGUGGUCUAAACAAAUUAAAAUAACUUUUAUCACUGUAGCCUCAAAUUGCUGGUCACAUUAUCUAUGCUGUAAGUCAGCCACCUACCACUAGUCACCACUCUAAUGACGUUAUAAAACUCUACUAUCCAGGUGUAAACAAGCACAGAUGACAGAUGGUGUCUCUGAAGAGUUUGGCAGUGUUUUUGUAAACUGUAUCUGGGUUAACAGGCAUACAACCACUCAUCUGGAGUCGUGUAAAAAAGCACAGGCAUGGACGUUUACAUGCAAAAAGGAAGCUGGUAGUGCUAGUUAAGAUAACAUUAGCUACACUGACAAGACAACCAGACUUUGAUCCCACCUGCUCAAAAAGUAAGUUGUCAGAAUUUUUGAUUUUGCUAAAAUGCGCCCCCUGGUGACUGGCUGUAGUAUAGGUCAUAAAGCCUGCCUCCAUCAGGACAUGAAAUUAAUUACAAUUCACAUCAAAUAAAGAUUUCUCAGUUUUGCUUCUAUGAUGACAGGUAGUUCUUAUGCUGAUUUGAGCACAUGUGUAAUGGGGCGCUCACACCGAGCACGAGUAAAAUCAUCUACUCGCUAGAUUCGUAAGUGAAUAGUAUUUAUUUGCUUCAUUCGCGCGCCAACGGUAAUUUCAACUGUAAUCUCUCCCAAUUUAACGGGCAGGAUCAAGUCAUAGACAAAAGUGUUUUACAAUUUACCAGGUAAUCCGACCUCCUCACUCACUUGCCUCCAGGUGAGCUCCUUUUGAUUCCAGUUUCGGUAAUGAAAAGACAAGGUAUCAUAUAAUUCAGGGCAUUCACACACGACACGAUCAGUUUGUCCUCCAUUUUAGAAACGAGUGAACAACCGUCCGUUUUCAUACAUCACCCAGCAACCUUCAUUCUGAUUAGAUAUCGCGACGCAAAUAUCCACUCAAGUUGAUACAUAUUUAGCUCUCGCCCAAUUUGCAUUAUUCGUGCAGCCAGAGUAGUAGGAGCGUCUUUACAUUGACUUAACGUGUAAUUCAUUCGCACAAAUAAUUUUACUCAUGCUUGGUGUGUGGAGACAGUUACUUCUGGAGUUUUUAUUUCCUUUCUAUGCUAAAAAGAGGAGGAGCAUCAUGAUUGACAGCUCUAUUGACCAAUACAGGCUCUUCCACUUAAUCCCAACAUAAGAAUCUGUUCCGCUGUGGACUACACUGGCAUCAGAGAUCUUCAACAUUUAGUUGGCAAGUUAAAUGUGUGUUUUGGUUGGUGGUAGCCAUUCUGGAGCCAGUCUUUGCCAGAUCACUACUGCACGUGCCUUGGCUCCAUCAGCACAAUAUGUUAACACCGACUGAGGUGGUUUUUUGGCUCCACACCUCUCAUGAAUUCAAAGGGAAUCCAGUUCAUUGGUAAAACUGAAACUUUUCUUGAGUGGUACAACUAAUCUUAUCCCAUCUUAUCUGGUAACUGGCAUUAAACUUGUUGAUGAUGUGCUACCUCAGGUUUAUUGCAUCCUGUGUCAGAAGUUUUGGGGGUAAACCUAAACUCAGAAUUAGUCAUUUAAAGUGUUUACUCUCACUAAAAGUCUGUAAAAAGCUGGUUCAUCUUAAAUUUGCGGUAAAGGAUGAAGGGAAUCUGUGAACUUUGUGUCCCUUUUGUCCGUCUGUGAACUUGAGAAUGAUUCUACUUUGACAAAUUGAGAUCAUCACCUCGACAUUUUUAACUGUUUUGUGAAUUAAUCUGCUUGAAGUUUUGACAGGAUGCAAACAGUGAUGUGACAGUUUUGAAACCAAAGGGACACUGAGCAACAGAUAAAUGACCAAUGGGAACCGCGCAGCUGAGGCACAGCAGACCUCCCUCUUACAGUCAAUACUGUGUGUGUGUGUGUGUGUGUGUGUGUGUGGUGGGGGGUUGGGGGGCAGAAGGGGUGAGAUUUACAAAGCCGUGUUUCAGCCAUUUGGGGAGCCCAGUUUUGUGAGAUGCAGUGGAGCGCAUGGGCCGGACCCGCCCUGCGUCUUUCAGAUGUCCCGUGGGAGUGCCAGAUGUGGGGUCAUCCAUCUACCCCUGUUUCAGACCAGCCCCCCUCAAAAUCAUUGUCAGAUGCAGACUUUACUGCACGCUGUUCUCUCAGGAAUAAAUGAACGCAUACAUGAACGCGUAUUUAUCUCAGAAAAACUUCUACAGACUUUAUUUUUUUUUGCUACCAGCGAUGUUUGACCAAGAAACAGGGGCACAAAGUGGAGACUUUGAGAGCAAGAUUCAUCGUGGCCUCCUUAGAUUGGCCUCACUAACCAACAGUUGUCCUCUAAUGAGGGGGAAGUAAUGCAUGUUGCACUGAGGAGAAUUGUGAUGCCAAAUGUCCGUCCAGGUUGUUAUUCAGAGCCGCUACUGUCUGCGGGCAUCGCUUAUUUCUAAACUCACAAAACAAGAGGCGGAGACGAGCCAAAGAAGAAUUUAAUGGCAUUUCCAUUUGAAUAUAAACGUUAUUUUUACCCCAGAUGUCUCUAAACGCUUCAAAAUAUUUCAAACCCUGCAACACUGAGAAACGACAAGAGAGGACAGAGGAUAAAGCAGUGGUAGGGUUUGGCUUUUGUGCAGGGAGAGUACAGUGAACAGGCUGAAGAAAGGACAGCCCAUAACUCAUGUGGAUAUGAGCUCAUAUAUACUGGUCGGAUGAUGGGAGAGGCAUCUCAUUUGAAUUCUAAAGCAGGCAGUUGCAUGCUGAGGUAUUGGCGAUAUUAAUUAGAUACGUAGCCUCUGGGCUCGAAGAAAAUGGCACUGUGAAGAUAUAGCCUCGUCUCAGCAACAAUCAGGUGUGAAAAAAGAAGAGAGACAGCUUCUUCUUGGGUAUAUUACGCUCAUCAAUGUCUAAAGAAUGACAUCUGAAUCGACACAAAAUGUAAAAAAUAUCACAAAUGUCUUCAUUUUGUCCUGUCCUGUCUAAGUUACACUGCUGUGCUGAGUGUGUGAACGCAUAUGGAGAUUGCAUGUAGAUAAAGUAGGUGAAUUUGUUCUUUUUCUGACAUGUGAGUCCGAGCGUAGACCCUGAAGGAAAGCUCACUGAAAUGCUCAGGAGGAAAGAAUUUCAUUAACUUUAAAGACUGACUCUGUGCUACCUGGCAUGUUAAAGAGGAGAGAAAAGGGAAAAAAUCAGCAGUCUAGAGAGAUCACAGAUCCUGACCCACUUACAGGUGAACACUGACUCACUGUAAGUUCUCCCUCAGUGGGUCUGAUUUCUGUCUGAAUGAUCUACUUAGAGGGAUUUCUAUGACUUGACUGAAUAUAAAGAUUUACAGCACGUGUUAACAGAGACAAAAUAACUUGGCGUUAUAACUACAACUCCUGUAAGUCUAUUUGCAACUUCAGAGAGAAACCUUUGUAAGAAAAUAUUGACAUUUUUCCUGAAAAGAAAGCAGAGCACAUGUUAAUGGGACUUCAACAUUCGGGGUCGAUCCCUCUGGCAGCAUUCUUAAUAAGGUGGUAAUUUGGCAGACGGACAAACUUGAAGAGAGGGCGCGUGAAGAGGAGUUCAAAUUCUUUCCUGGCUGCUCUAAUUGUUCAUUCACCGAGUUGUCUGUGUCCUCAAAUCCUCUUUAUUUUCCUUUUUUUUUUGUCUAAUCUGAGCCAAAGCAGCAUCGCCUCCCUGGUGUACAACCAGGAAACUGAAAAGGGAAGCUAUCGAGUGGCGUGUGUUUCUGAAAGGAGCAUUGUUUUCGCUCUCCCUUACAGGUAACACUGAGGUGAUAGUUAGACUGCAUAUGGAGCUCAAUCCGGCUCUCCAGCUGACACCUGUUCAGUCUCCCUUCCUCUAAGCCAUCAGAUCUCUCCUCUGUGUCUUGGAGUUGUUGAAUGAGUUAUUCAGUUAGCCUGUAAGUGAUACAAAAGACUUGCUCUUUAUCUUUACCUCUUCAGUAGUUGUGUUUACAUGGGGACAAAUAAUCGGAAUAAAUGCCCAAUCGGAAUAUUCUAAACCUAUUGGGCUCAAUCAGAAAGAAAUUGUAUUCCAAUUGAGAGGGGUUGUUUAUGCCGGUUGUUAUUCCGUAACGCGUCCAUGUAAACACUUAUUCUGAUCAUGACUCUCUUACCUGACUCGAUCGUCACUCUUUAGCCUUUGUCUUAUUUAUUGCGGUCAGUACAGGAGGUUUCAUUAACACUCUGGCAAACACAACAGCAGGAGGCGUGUCUGCUCCUCCGGUAACACAACAAGGCGUACAUACAGCGUAAUGAUGUCACAUCUGCACACACAGCGCAACCUUUUACAGAACAGUGAAAUAAGUAAGCAAGAGCGCCAUCUAGUGACAACAUUUUACAAGGGGAAAACUUCUGAAUUGGAUGGAGUGAGCCACUACUGUGUUUGUUGGUUUGUUGACAGCCCAGGCAUAAAUACAACUCUUCUUCUGUGGUUGUUUUAGCGAAAUCAGACAACUCUGUGCAUGUAUACGAACGUCAUGAUCGGAUUAUUUGAUAUUGCAUCCAUAUAAACAGUGGAUUCAGAUUAUCGAUCCCUCAAAAUUUCAAUUGGAUCAAGAAAUUUUGCACAUGUAAACAUGACUAUUGUACACUUGAAAUGAAACUUAAAAUACUUGGAAAAAUGGACACAGCAUCAAUAAGUUUUUUCACCUACAAGAAGAAACGCUGAUGGUUAAUUUUGAAGCCUAAUUUUGGUGCUAGUUUGUCUGUUAUUUAAACCCUCCUCUCUCUGCCGUCCUCCCCCUCUUCCUGCUUUCUCACUCGCUUGUCUGUAAUCUAACCAAAGCUGCGACUGGGAAUCAUUUAAAUAAUCCCUUAAUUUUCAGCAUCUGUUGUGCUUUAAUGGCUCCCUUUUUAAUUAGGCUCUGCAUGCUGAAGUGAGUGUAGGGGGCUUAGUGUGCAGAUUUGGGGCUACAGGGGCAGGGCAGGGGAGUGCAGGGGGCCGCAGAGGUGGGAGGCGCAGAGGCCAGAGGGACCGUUGGGUGUGGGUGGGGUGUGUGUGGUAGAGGGGGCUUUAGGUGGUACAAGCAGGAGUAAAGGGGUGUGGUUGAGAGAAAGGGAGAGGCACAGGGCAGGGCAUCCGGGGAGGCCCAGGCUUUGUCCCUGGGGGAGAGGUGAGGAGGAGCAUGGGGGAUAAAACAACAGUGAGCAACGUGCAUUUCCCAUCAUGCUCUCUUUGUGCGACCAAAAGCUUCUAUCUAUACACUAAUUACUUUGCUAUGAGCUGAUGUUGGCAGAGUUUGCAUUUACACUAUUACAAUUUGAAUUAUAACCAACUGGAAUUAACAAAAGACCGACAUUUGAAUUACAAGGAUGAAUGGAUUAUGAGGGAUGUGUGUGUUUAGUUAACUGAGCAAUUUAACUUUGUCAUUCUUACUGGUCAGCACCAGAAUAACCAGCUGGGAAAAGCUAAUUAUUACUACUUUAAUUAUUGGAGUCCAGCAGUCAUAUGUUGUGUCUAAGCUGUGGUGCAGCCACCUGCCACUAUCCAGGUCUGCGUCUUCAGUUAACAGUGACCGCCAUAAUGCUUUAAUACCAGAUGUGAACAAGCACAGAUAACAGAUGGCACUUCUUAGUGCGGCAGUGUGUGAGAGAGGACCCAGAAAAUGGAGUUGUAUAGAGGCUGUGUCACUUGACCAGAGCACAGGGCUGUGGACUUUUUGUGAUUGUGUUUGUUGUCCUCUUUAAUGCCUGAAACCACAAAUUAUGGCCAGAAAAUUCAUUUUUUUGGAGCUGAAAUGUUUAUUUCACUUGCUACUGAAAACCAAAAAUUCAAAAUGGCCUUAAAAUUUUACAAAUAUAUUUAUUGAUCUCGUUCGACACAUUAGAUGUUUUUGGAAACUGAUAAACCACAAGAAAACAUUUUUAUCAUUUAUCCGACUGUAUUCAGGUGUUUUUGUUGAUCAUAUUGAUUUGAUAAAAGUACAUAAAAGUAUGUAUCAAACAUGACACAAAAGGCAUAAAAGGGUAAACAUUUACAAAAAAAAAAGCAUGAGAGCUUCGAGCUAGUGCCGUUUUGCAAGAGAAAAAGAAAGUCUUGGAGACAUGGUUGAAUCAACAAAUCCAUUCACUAAUGAGUCAAAGUUGCUUAACUGUCAUGAAAAUGAAGUGCAACCCUAUAUUCCUAUCCAAAGACGUAUCAAUUUCCGAUCUUAAUUUAUGUCUGUAUUACAGUGUGCAUCAGUUUUCAUUUUUCCUUUCAUUUCUUGAUUUCUGUGGUGAGACAAAGAGAAAUAUAGAAUUUUUUUCUAAAUGAUAACUAUUAUAGCAUAGCUGCCCUUUCCGCCUCCUGCAAGGAGCUUUAAUAGCAGCCAUCAAUCUUACUACAUUUAACUUAGUGCACACAAGCUGCACAGUAUCGAUCAACACAACAGACUGAGGGCAACAACACCCUCGGACAGCCUAAUGCAAACAAGCCUGCAACACGAGCAGAAAAGGCAAUUAAAGUCCAGUCAAAACAAUUUUAUAAAGCGAGACAUUCACAAAAGUCAGGAUGUUUGUCAGCAGUCAGCAAAAUUCACAGUGGAGAGAAUUAAAAAUGACAGGUACAGGAAAAUCAGUAAAACAGUGUUAGGAAAUGACAUGAACAAUAUGUGUUACAGCCAGGUUGUCAUUUUGCUAUUCUGUACACGUGCAGAUCACCAUAAAAUCAGGUCACGACUUCGUUUAUGAUUGCAUGGUUGGUUUUGACUCGUAAUUUUCACACAACUGAAUGUGUAAGGAUUAGUUUGAUGAAAGACAAUCACUGUUUGUGAGGGAAGAAUCUUUGCGACUAGAUUUUGUUUUUUUAAUGAAAUUUCCCCACAGCUAUUCCACGAUUUGCUGUUGAGAUGCUCUGUGCACACAUUUAUUUAUUCAUAAAAAUGUGUCAUUGAACACUUUUGCUGAAAACAUGCAUAAGUGAUGACAAUUCCCUUAGUUUCAGGUGAGGCGUAUGCAUCGAAUUGUGUUGUAUUUUUUUGUAUUUGUAGAAAAAUCUUUUAAAAAAAAACCUACAGGUAGGGCUGGGCGAUAAAACAAUAACGAUAUAUAUCGGAAAUUUAUUUCCCUUAAUAUCAAUAUAAAACAUGGUCAAUAUCCUUUUCGAUAGUUAGCCUUCUGCCAUGUUUUGGUAGACAAUACAAAUAGCCAAUGAAAAGGGGAGUUGCUUCGGGUCUGCUUCACGCUGAACCAAUCAUGUGCUGAAUUAGAACCAAGUAGCAAACAACUGAAUAGUAGCAGGCUGCAGCUACACGCAACAAUAGCACUUUAAUACUUGAAGCCGACAGCACUGUGGGUGAGAAAAAAAGAAAAUGAGUGCAACCCCCAGCAGAAAUUGCAGAUCAAAACUCAACAGAUGAUGACAUCGUCGACAACACUGGCACGAAAACGUCAGUGGCAUAGAGGUAUUGUGUUUUUUUUAGGUCGGACAUGAAGCAGAGUAAUGCGUACUGCAAAUUAUGUUGAGUACAUGUUCACGAAAAGUCAGAGAAAACCUCAAAUACUUUCACUACCUGAAGCAGAGCCACACGCCAGAGCACACGCAGCGCAAAAGGUUAAGAACCCCAUCAGAACAAGGAGCCCAUGGCGCCUGUGCAGCCGAAACAGCCGACAAUUCAGUCCGCUUUCUCUAGCACAACGCAGUACGACAACAAAGAGACACAAAGACCUCACAGAUGCAGUAGCUUAUUGUCUUGCGAAAGAUAUGCUACCAAUAAGCACUGUUAAAUUUCAUUUUUAUAUCAUGAUAUAUAUCGAUAUAUAUACUGAUAUAAAAAGAAAAUUUGUGAUAAACUUUUUCCCAUAUCGCCCAGCCCUACCUACAGGGUAGAGAGUUUUGUUUAGCUUCCUUUGCAAAUAGCCAAUCAGUGCGCGCAACAUUGAAAGACACACAAGACCCGUGCAUAUACCUGUUGCCAGAUGCUGAAGAGACCAUAUGCCAGAUGCACAAAAGCAUCGAAAAUAGAAUAAGAUCUUAGAUGGAGAGCAUUUAAGCUUGGUCAAAUAAAGGGUAAGUGUGCUCAUAAGGUCCCUCUAAAUAAAUCGCAUAACUGCUGUACUGAGGAAAAAGCUUUUCAUAUAAAAGAUCAAUAAGUCUGGUUCUCGAGCAUUGCUUUACUCAUCUGCAUUUGCACGUUUGCCAGCUGUGCCUGACUGUAAGCUGUGCAGCUCCUGCUGAUGCUGGUGCAGCUUCUGACUCAGGGAGGUGUUGAUGUGCCAAAGCAUUAAGCACAGGGACUAAGUGUGUGUCAGAGGAAGAUGGGGUACAGCCCACGCACAUGCAGCCCUUCUCUUUGCAGGUGAUAAGCAUCACGCACCACCGACCAGCAGAUUGAUCACAAGAGUGCCCAGGCUUUUGGUGCAGGGUGGGUGUGCAGGUGGGCUGGGCAAUAAAAUAUCACAUCUGCAUUAAAAUGCCAUCUCUAGGGUCCCCGCUCUUGGGCCUGCUAUUUCAGGGUUGCCUAUUUAAAGGCUGUUGAAGUGUGGGCUCUCCACGCUGGAAUAGCACCAUACACCAUCUCCAUUAUUUAUGGGCCUCAUCUCUAUUUUACUGGUUUACCGAGAGGGGGGAGGGGCAGCUACGGCAGUCAUCAGCGCCGCUGCUUGAACAACAUGUGCUUAAUGAUGUCACAGGCUUGAGAGGACUUGUGGGGGUGGGGGUGGGGUGUGUGAUGAAGAGCCCAGCAAACGGUUCAAAUUGUACAGGGGAGGGGGUGGUGGUGGUGGUGGAGAAGGUUUGGGGGUGAGGGAGGCGAGGCGAGAUGGGGGAGGGCGAUGAUAUUAUAACAUGGGGGUUCACUGAAGCCUUACGCCAUCGCUGCAGGUCUGAGUGGGUCUGGAGGAUGGCUGUCCCUCUACUGGCAUCAUUACCUCUGUCAUAUCAAUGAAUCAUCCUCACAUUGGAAUAAAGAAACAUCCGCAUGUGACCACAAGUCUGUAAAAAAACAUGGAUGUCUCAUCAGAUUGGCUGGUUUGGUCACUGCAGCAGGGAUUUCACAGUUUGGGUCUUAAUUGCCUUGUUAAUUAUCCUCUGAUGAGCAUUUCUGUGUAUGUGUCUGUGAAUGUAUGUGGGUGUGUUUAACCGAGCAGUGCAGAAAUGGAUCAUUACUUUAGAGCCAUUAGGCAAAAAAAUACAUCAGCUAGGGGUCAUUCAAAUAAUCACCAUUUCAUCUGCACGUCUUCAUUAGAUAGAUCUGAAAUGCUUGAGUGGAAAAGGGUGAAAACUCACCAAAUAGCUGCUGUACGUGUGGAAUUGAAUGAUGGGUGAAAUUUGUCAAUAUCCAGCGCCCUUUUAGCAGGUGAUUGGCUCUUAAAAAAACAUUUCCAUUGGGGAAAAUCUACACUUGGACUCAUAUUUCAUCUAUUAUUUAUAUUUGGUAUUUAUUAUAUUAUUAAUACCUACUUUAAAACUGAUCAUCUUGAUUUCUGCUCUGUUUAGGCCAAAUUCACGAGGCAGACCACCGACCAAACUGUUACCAAAUGACACUUGUUAACGCCAAAUACAGUUGAUACAAUGACGAUAUAUUCUCUCAGUUUAUUCAUACUCACCAUGUGUGAAACCUGGGACUGUAGAUUACAGCACAGACACUUGAGAAUUGCAUACUAUUUGCAGAUAAUAAGUUAUUUAAAUAAGAAAAGAUAGACCAAUAAAGUGAAAUUGGAUAAUUUCUCAGGGUACACCCCACUAUCCGUCAUGGCACACUGGUUGAAAAACACUGCUUUAGGCUCCCUUUGGUACCUAGUAACUGUGACGCACAACGUGAAAGGCAAUCCCUUUCACUUGUUGGGUAUUAUUAGUUAACCAGAGUUUUGACAGGAUCUGAUUUACAGCUCAGCUUCCCAUCUAAAUCACCACGCUUCACAUUUCCUGUCAUUGACCUUCAGUCAUAUAACUCCCUCACUCAUUCGUCUUUUGUCGUUUGCACCGAGGAACCAUCAAACAUGUGUGCGAGGGGAGCGGUCUUCUCCCCGUGCACUUGUGUAUGGAUUUCUUUUUAAUAUGCACCCCGGCCAUUCUCCCCCUUGUUACAGUAAUUAGACCUGCUCCAUUUAAGCCAGCAGCGUCAUGCUGGUAGUGGACCGUCUUUAAUCAUGUGUGAGUGUCUGUCAACACUUAGCAGAGGAAGAGUGAAAAAAAAAAUAGAGGAACCUGUCUGUUGUGGCUGGGUAGGGAUAAGUGAGAGUGCCUCAUUGCCGUGUCUGUGUGUGUCUUUUUACAGCAGCAUAGACAAAGAUCAAUAUGGUUGUGGGUUUCUGUUGAAGCAGCUCUUUGCAUUCACAGUAUUUAUAUGAGCUGUAGCUAACCUGUAUCACUUCAGUUAGACUCUGCGACCACUCUUAUAAUCGCUCGAUGUGGAUUAUCUCUCUUCUUUUGCAUAAAACACGACUGGUUAACAACUUACUCAGCUUGUUUAUCUGCAUGUGUACCCCUUGUUGUGAUUUUUCCGAUUGUGUCUGAUUCUAUGACUUUGUCGAUACUGGCAGGGGUGUGGGCCUCUUAGAGAGCCCAUGUUUUAUGCAUGAGGAGGGCCAAGGGUGGGGCCCGUUAGGGGGGUUAUGUCGGCGGACACACACAACAGCCAGAUCAGCGGACACCAUGACUACUUGGCAAAGAUGCACAUAAAGCUCCUAUAGGCCCUGGUCCUCUUUUGUUCUUAGCAUUCAAGUGCAAGUUUGUUUCUUUUCGUGUUUCCUUUGCUGUGUCCCCAGUGUUCCCAGCGCACAGCAGUGUGUGUGUGUGUAUGUCUUAAUUUGGGACACUUUUUUCCAAGACUACAAGCUCCUUUGAUCUCAUUAGUCACUCUGAACUCCUUGUUUUCUUUGUAUUGUGUCCUGAUGGAUUUCUAGCUGUCUGACUGUACCUAACCUUUCUGCAUCAGCAGUGACAGUGUCUUCAGGGCUUUUACCCGCUUCUACUCUCUGCUAUUGUCUGCCGCAGGCUCCGUCUUACAAGACAGAGAGUGUUACUGAUGGCUUUUGUCAACACUCAGUCUCAAAAAGAAGCGAUAUCCUUCAAAAAUGAUAUUAUUAGCUGCGUGAGUUUUAUGGCUACAAGGUUGUGAGCCUCUAGUAGAAAAAAAUUACAGUCGGGCCCUUGAGAUAAGCACGCUGGCUGAAUAACCCUAAGUGAAAUGCACAGCUGUUCAAGUAUGGCCUUACAGUGAAGUGGUGAAAAUAAAAAAGCUUGAAAAUUCACUGGCUGACUGUCAAGGAGUUUUUAUCUGGAGACAAAAUGAUAGAGAGUGAACAGCGUUAUCUCCACGCAUGCAGACUCCUGGCUAACAGAGUGAACUGUCACUACUGGAAGAAUACUAAAUUAGCAUGUUUAAAUUUUCAUCAGCGCUCCAUACAUCCAUUCAGAGAUCUAAGGUCAAGUCGUGUUGGAGAAUGCCACACUUCUCAUUAAGCCCUGAAAUGGAAUAAUCACAACGUUAGACCACUGAUGCAGGCAUAAAGGAGAAAAGUACUGCCAUUCUAUAUUAAGUAUCUCUCUCAUCGCUCUUCAUGUCCUUUGUACGUUUGCAAUAAUGCCGCAGUUUCAUUGGAAAAAUUCAAAAAGCGGUAUCUAUGUCUGUUUAUCAACUUGUUAUUACAGAAAAUACAAGAUGUCACUUCAGGCAAAAGUUUUCUACACAACAGAAGACAAACAAAUAAGGUCACAAUAACAAAGAAAUCACAAUGGAAGAAGAGGAACAACAUCCAGGCGCGUCUCACUCAUGUAUGAUAUAAACCCUCUGAGUAGAACUGCUUAUUUCUUACUUGUCUUGAAUGUAAUAAAUUAAUGCAGGCAGCAGGUUGGGAAGAGCAAGAGGUUAUGAUAUAAUAAGGGGUCCAUCCUUUUUGCUAUGCUAACAGUGUUCAGAUGAGUCCUCCUGCGUCCGAGUUAAUUAUGGCUGACAUUUAAAUGAGUACACUUGUGUAGGAGAAGGUGGGAGAGCUGUGGAAGAAGAGGGCCUCUCUCUCUCUCUCUCUCUCUCUAAAUUGAGUUUGUCUGAGGCUCCAACUUUGAUGCCACCUUUGUUCUGCAGAUAUGUGAAGUGCACGCCGAAUGAGGCGCUCUGCGGGGAUACAGACGCUUCUUUUGCCAUACAGCGAUGUUUGUGUGUAUCUGCGUCGUCUUUCUGUUAGCAUGCAUUUUUAAAACUUGCAUGACCCAAAUACUAAAUGAAAACAUAUGGUAGGAAUACCAUAUGCCAGAAACAUACAGUACUUUAUGUUUUUGCAGAGCACAAGAUACGGAUGUAAAGAAGAGAAGAAAUGACAGACGUAGCUCGACGAUCUUCAAUUCCUCUGCACACAGAUAGCAUUUAAAUUAAAAAAUAUUAGUCAGAUAUUUAGAUUACUAAUAAAUCUUUGCUGCAUCAGUUGUUGAAUGUAGCUCAAGAGCCCAUCAAACAGAGUGUGUAACUAAGUUCAAUUGUUUUAUUCUUUGUAUAAAAAAUCCAUAUGAUUUGAUUAAAUCAGUGAUAUGCACAGGUAAUAGAAAUGUCCAAUAAUUCCUUACAGAAUCUUUUAAUAUUUGUUGAAUACCGAUGUUGUUUACUCGCAUUAUCUUAUUGUUUGCAACAAGUCUGCUGUAUUGCUUCCUCUGUGGCUUGAAUGCAUUAGCUCUAUUCAGGUAUUUUACUCCAUUAUCGAGGAAUGAAAUGGGAAGUUACAUAAGAGUCCUUCACUCUGGAGGUCCAACCGUUAUGUGUGUGUUAGUGCCAUUAUCUCCACUGGCUUUGUAAACUUGCUAACCGCUUCCUUCAUAAAAAGCUUUGAAACAGCAGUCAUGUAUUCUUGUGUUGGUAUGGCGUACGUUCCUGACGACACUGUAAAGGCAUAGGUCCUAACAGAUGAAGAUCGCCACAUGCUCUGUUAUCGUUAAUGUGCACCUAGAGUUUGACUGCAGUUUGCAGAUGACUGAGUUGUGAAGCUGAGUUGUUUUAUCCACAGGUUGUAAACCUUGGCAUGAUGUCACCUCGAGUGGUUGCAUAGGUCCAUUAUAUGGUUGCAGCCUCACACAGCUUACACAGGACAUGACUUUUAUUGAUUUGUUUUAUAUCAGUUUUACAUCGAAAGUCAAGGUUGGUCCAAAAAUUAGUUUUUAAUGCUGUCGGCAUUGACAUCCUAUUACUACCUGCUGCUGUCUAGGGAUGGGCGAUAAAUUAUUGUUCACGAUAAAUCGUAAAAAGAAAUCCUCCAUGAUAAAUAUUUGCCACCUGAUGAUAAAUACGAUAAAUGCAAGUUGAUGAGGUAAGCGUGAGCGAUGGACUCGUAGCCAUAGUCCACACAGAGCAGAAUAACAAACAAACAUGGCUGAAGGUAAAGAAGAAGACGUUUCUGAGCAGCUCGUUACUGAACGAGGCUCCACAUGAGGGAGUUCCUUCGUGAUUGGUGCUUGGAUGAAAAUGUUUUCACAUUUGAGACUUGUUUGACGUCAUUAGUUUUCUCUAUAACCUACCACUUAAACUUGUGGUUAAGGAUCUUAUUUGACUCCUCCAACUGGUGUUCUCAAGACAGAAUGAGUCAAAAAUAUAGAUUGGAAUUACAAUAUUUUUUAUCAGGACUUUUAUAGUUAUCGCCAGAAUGGCAAAUCUUAUCGUGAUAAAUUUUUUAGCCCAUAUCACCCAUCCCAAUUGCUGCCACCACUUUGUUGACAAAACAGCUGUUGUUUAGUUGAGGGGUCUCUGUGCAACACUAGUCACAGUGCCCCUACAGGACUGGGGCUUUAUUACAAGAUUAUAAGAAUCCAGAGAGAAUUAAUAAAUAAUGCAUUGCAAUGUGUUGAUGGAUUGUUUUUCUCCUACAUGGAAAAAGUGUCCUGAACAAUGUUUUUGUAGCCAGAUCGCUCAAAUAGACACUUUUGUUAAGUUACACUGAGAAAGAGUAACUGAUGCUGUAACACUGUCCUAAUAAAUCUCUUUUUUAGCUUCAGAAGGUUCAGUGUGUACAUUCAAGGCAUAUAUCCUACAUGAAAACACUCACUCACCUUUAGACACACUAUCUGUCUACUUCAUUGUCCAGUUCACAAGGGGUCAUAUAUUGUUUGGAAGUCCUCUCCAGAAAAUUACAGCUAGUAGUAUUAUCACAUCUCCUUCCCAUCACUCUGUAUACUCCGAUUUAUUUGUUCAGUAGUAUGAGCAGUAAGAUAUAUCAGAUAGAAGAGAACGGUUACGUCCUAAAUCAAACACCUCUGCACUGACUUUAGUCGUUUUUCAACCUGACAGUCAGCAUUCUCAACCUGUAAAUCAUCCUCGCUUAUCUUUCACUGUUUGUCCUAAUGAAUGCACGUUAAGGGCUGGAGUUGUAAAGUUAUUUUAUUUUACCCUUGCAGACAGAAUGGAGGAUAACAUGAACAUGUCGUAAACAUGAGAAUAUCUCCACACUUUGCUCGCUCUAUAAAUAUGUAUGUGUAUGUAUGUUUGUGAGCAUCCAGGCUUUUUGCUCUGCAGCUGUGUGACCUUAUAUCCUCCUCUCUCUACAGCCAUGUCAGACUUUCAUGUCCAACCAGAGUCGGUGCAUGUUGAGGAGUCCAGUGUGGCCAGAUUUCAGUGCCAGAUCCACGGCCUGCCAGAGCCUGUAAUCAGCUGGGAAAAGGACAGACGCCCCGUGGACACCAAGGACGAGAGGUACAACUAAUCCUGAAACUUAUUAUGUACAGCAGCACCCUGUAAGGUCUUCUACAGUGACUUAUUGUACAUUUUAUCUCUUUAUUCUCCUUUAGGUACACCCUCCUGCCAACAGGUGUUCUGCAGAUCACCGGCGUGCGUGACGAGGACAGUGGAAAGUUCUGCUGUGUGGCUCAUAACAGUGCAGGGGUGAAACACAGCACUGAGGCUCUCCUCACAGUUUCAGGUGGUUAUAUUUAAUGAGUCUCACAUCUACAUGCUAUGAGCGAGCUUGAGCUCACUCCCCACACUAAUGCCCAAGCACUGAACCCUCACGAACUCACAGGGAUGCAGGGCAUGUUUGUGCAAUUUGGAUGCCCAACGAAGAUAUGUGCUCCAUACAGGAAGAAGAAAAUCUCAUUGCAGUUCCAAUAUAUUCAGAAAAGCCAGUAGUGUAAUCUUUUGUGAAUUUUUAACCAAAAAAAAGUACAAAAUUGAUGAAAUACAUCUUUUCUCCUCUGGAUAAAUGUGGUUUUUCCCGUCAGGUCGAGGCUUGUUUUGUUUACAGUACAGAACUUUUUGUUAUAUUAUUUUGAGCCACCAAGUAAAAGUCAGUAGGAGUGAAAAGUAAAGUUUGCAUUAAAGCCCCUGCAAUUUCAAAAUGUGAAGGUAAGACAGUCCUCAACAUCCAGAAACCUACAACCUUGAAUGUUGAGAUUGAGAUGAGGAGACUUUUCUAUCAGAUGGAGACGAUCCUCUCUCUAGAUACACUUUUAUUGUGUAUCGGCCUUUUGUUCUGCUCUAAAACAAACACUGCUUUCUCCUCUGUUUCUCCUCAAGUAUAUUCUUAAGAUUCCCCAAACCUAUUGUUCCUCCUCCUGAUCCAGGAGAUACAGCAUAUCAAGCUAAUGCACCCUGGAGAAAUCCAAUUAAAGGUGGCCAUCCAUCAUGCUUAUUCCCAUCUUAUGCUUCCCUGUUUUUCCCUUUUUUUUAUUUUUCACAGGCUCCCAGUCAUCUGUUUACAAAGAGCCCAUGAUCCUGGUCGGUCCAGAAAACCUCACCCUCACUGUUCACCAAACGGCCAUCUUGGAGUGUGUAGCUACCGGAUACCCUCGGCCCAUUGUUUCCUGGAGCAGAUUAGGUGAGAGAGAAAAAAAAUCCCGAUAACAUCAAAAAAGAGACGGUAAAGGGUGCUUGGAGGUAUAUGUACAAAUCUCUGUGCAUAGGUGUGUGUUGAGGAACAAUGUGUCACUGAGCUGAAGCACAAUCACAGUGUGCACUCAUGCAUGUGCUGUGUUUUCUGUGGGUUUGAACGCUCUUUGUGUCCUCGUGUGUUUGUAUGGUUUUUUUGUCGCACAGCGUAGAUGUGUCCUGCAUUGUGGAACAUACAGUACAUGUGUGCACAGAAUACAUUUAAGACAGCGGAGCAUCUAUUGUGUUUCCAUGUGGCAAGAAGAUUCAACAUUAGGCCUUGGGGCUAAACAUUGUGUAUGACUGUGAGUUGAUGAAUGCGUUUUUCAUCUCCUCCUGAUGCUAGACCUCUUUUGUAGCAGCAGAGAGCCUCUGAAUAAUUGCUUUGAGGUGCAAAGACAGAUACGAUUAGUUCGCCCUGCCGUCUAUGUGCACUUUUUCUUGACUAUCACUCAAAGUCUGUCAUGACCAAUUUUUCAAUCUGCUAUCUGUUUUCUUUACCUAUUAACCAAUCUGAUUUGCUGUCCCAAAUGUAAAUUGCUGCCCCUCCCAAGCAGUCAGGCAUAAUCAGAUUGAGGGUAUUGCCUUACACAAUGUUGCUAGAAUGAAAUGCUAACACGAUGGGAUUUGUAUGUAUUAGAUUACAGCAGGGAGGCUGGGAUAAGCUGCAUAAUGAAUCUGAUAGUUUCACAUCAGUCACUCCUUAAUGCCAGAGUUUGUUUGCUGCUAUUCAUCGAGCAGCAGCGCAGCCGGCUAGCUUGUGCUCUUUCUUUUCUGACACUAAGUUAAUUAGUGGCUGACAGAGAGAAACUGAUUGAGGGGGGAGAGAGAGGGAGAGAAGUAAAGUAAAACAAGGCAAGAAAAGAACAAGGCUGCUAUUGUGCGGACGAAAAAACUCUCAGCAGUGUUACACCGAGAGAGUUAGAAAGUGGCAAUUGAAAAAUGCAGGAAAAGUAAUAAAACACAUGAUAAUGACGAAGAGAGCGAGAGCAAAACCACUUGGCAGCGUGGUUACAGUGAUUUAUUCCAUCCCAGUAAUUUGUUAUUCUGUGUUCAUAAUCCAUCAUCUUAUGCUCAUGUGAUAAGAUGGACUUCUUGAAGAUACUGUUUAACUCGCGUUGCAUUGGCUCUACUGGCUACCAGCUAAUUUUUAACCAACACAACAUGAUACAGGACAAAAGGAUAUGAUAGGAUAUGAGAUGAUAUGACAGUUUGAGUGCAGAGCAGUGCAACUGACAGUAGUCAGUAAGAAAGUACUGCAAAAUACAUUAGCAGUAAAAAGGUUGUGUGUGAUGUCUUAAUGUUUAUGUAGCCCUUUGUAUUUUGGUUUUAUUGUGUAACGCCAGAUGUUGGCCUGUGUACAUCUCCAUCAUUUUCUGUUAAAUAUUUGAACACAGAGAAACGUGUUGACAGAAUAAAACCACCUGUAUGUGCACGAGGAAUGAGCGAUAUUGGCUAAAAAAAUUAUCAAAUUAUCAGAUUUUCCAUUCUGGCGAUAACGAUAAAAGUCCAGAUAAAAAAUAUUAUAAUUCCAACCGAUAUUUUUGACUCAUUCUGUCUUGAGAACACCAGUUGGAGUAGUCAAAUAAGAUACUUAACCACAAGUUUAAGUGGUAGGUUAUGGAGAAAACUAUUGACAUCAAACAAGCCCAGAGUGAGUCCAUCACUCGUGCUUACGUCAUCAACUUGCAUUUAUCGUAUUUAUCAUGAGAUGGCAAAUUUUUAUCAUGGAGGAUUUUUUGACAAUAUAAUGUGAAUGAUAAUUUAUCGCCCAUCCCUAAACAGCAGCAGGAAGUGAUAGGAUGUUGACUUUGCAUUGACAUGUGCACACGUUCUCUACCAGGUUGAUUCAGACUCUUAACGCUGAAUCCUCUCAGUUUAGGAUAGCGUACAACACAGCCGAGUGAUAUAUCAUACAAUAUAAUUUGAUGGGAUAUGAUACACAUUAUGAUACAAUACAACGGGAUCUACUUUAUCGUGUCUUUGAAGAAAUUUAUUUUGAACUCAAGUGCUGCACAGAUUUAGCUGUUUCUACAAAUCAUUAAUAAUUCAAAGCAAUAAAAUCUAACUUCCAAACAGAGAGGGGCACAUAUUGAUAUAAACCAUGAGGAAAAUUUACAGCACAUUAUCCAUAUUGCACAUUUGUGUAAGUAAUAAAACAUGUUCAAACAUAAGUCUGAUCAUUCAUUAGAGGGUGCUAGAGAGUUUGUUUACUCACUUUAAUCACAUCUCCUCUUAUUAAUACUUUGUUUCUAUUUUCUUGCUUUGUUGUACCGCUGUGUUUUAUUCAUUUUUACAGAUGUCACAGUAAGAGAAACUACUCACACAAAUUUACGACCACUUUAAACUGACUCUGCCUUAAAUUUUUGAUCAAAGAUAUGGAUGCUCACGCUGAAAUCCCCCGUCGAAGAGUCCCCAUAUGGUUUGUAUUUCUGUCUGGAGCUCCUGCCUCUGCAUGUGUCCAGCAUGGUGCCCAUCUCCCUGCCUCUCUGCCUGCCCUUUUAGCACAUUAAAUCUGGACCAUACAGAGUUUACAAGCUACAGAUGGAAGUCAUAGAUGGGAUUAAAAUGCCCCCUUGGCCCCCUCGCUAAUAUCACAGACAGACUGAAGUCAUUGUUGGGGCUGAGGCUGCAGAUAGGGAGCAGAGGAAAGGGUGAGCUUAUCAUGUAGGUACAGAGAGGAGGAGGCAGCUAUGGAUUGUGUAAGGAGAUAGGAGAUUAGAAGUUGCAGUUAGAGUUUCUACUCCCUCAGUGGCAGAUGUUAACAUCUCUUGUUAAAGAAAAAAAAUUUCUCCAAGGCUUUUUUCAGACAAAGGCGAAAAGAAAAAUGUCCCUGCUCAGUUGCGAACGUUUUACUUACCAGGGCAUUCAUUAGAGAAGCUGCAUUUAUAAUAAAACCAUUAAUCCUUUAUCAGACAGUAAAAAUCUGAUUCUUUCAAAAGAGAAAUAUACUCUUACGCAUUUGACUCUGUUAAAGACAGCCUAUUACAGCGUUUACAUCACUCACACACAACAAACACAAGCUCUCUGACCUUCACCCUCUCUGUGUUUGUGAUUGUUGUUCUGGCAGCUGAAUCACAAGACAUUACAAUUCUGAGAAUCACACACUUCACUGUGAAAGCUGCAGCCUUGACCUCUGGGAGGUCCAGAAAUAACCUUGUCUCUGGCAGCUUGUGGCUGUAAACCAGAACCAAGUUUAAUUAGUCUUUCUCGCUGGCAGUUUAAACCCAGGCUGGAUUUUACUAUACAAGGUCCUUUUUUGUUGCUUUCUAUACAAUAAACUCUUUCCCCGUCCUUCUCAUCCACUCUGUUUUUUUUUUUUCGUCCCUGCAAAGAUGGCCGCCCCAUCGGUGUGGAGGGAAUCCAGGUGCUCGGGACAGGGAAUCUGAUGAUCUCGGAUGUUGGUGUUCAGCACUCAGGGGUUUAUGUGUGUGCUGCUAACAAACCAGGGACCCGUGUACGCAGGACAGCUCAGGGACGUCUGGUGGUCCAAGGUGAGUCUGAAUGGGAAUAUGUUUCAGUUUGAAAAAGUUUGGUGGACGUUAUCAGGUUGAUUUAAUUCCCUCUGAUUUCUGUGGGUGAACCUUCGUGACAGUCAACAGGUGAGUGUGCGGAGUGAGUGUUUUGUACACUGGAUGGACCUUAAUUCAGAUAGCUAGUCUUUAGCUGUUUUAGAUCUGUCAUGCUCAAGGAUGUCAGUAUAAACUCACAUUGUUAUUUUGGGACUCUUGCCAAUUAAAACAUUUUAACAGGUUUUGCAGAUAAAUGUUUAAAGUUCACCAGCUUGAUACGGAAAAAAACUUCUUACUGUUACCGAAAAUUGAAAAAAACUGUCCACUUCAAGAUCUGUUCAGAGCACAAAAGUCGCUGAAACAAAAUGCGAAACCUCAGACUGUUUUCAAACAGAGCUAUGAGUUAAAGUCAAAGCCUAAGAAAUGCCAGCUCAUACACACUGAAAACAAUUCAUUUGUAGAUAUUAUCCUGUUGAUAGUGACAGCAAAGUGUGAGAAAAUGAUAUUUAAAGAAUUACAAGUAUUUCUAACAUCAGUCAUUGUUGAGAUAGGAUUGUCACAUUCAGGUAUGAGGCUAAAAAACAGUUUUUACAACCACAGUAGUAUGAUUCAGUCAUAUAUAGAUAAGUAUUAUUAUAACCACUAAAACUGGCAAAACUGUUUAUGUUUCUCUUUUUUAUUCAUUUAUCUGAAGCUGUAAAAAGGCAGGCUGUGCUCUCUGUGUGUUUGUAAUUCAGCGUAUUCUCAUCUCAAAGCUGCAUCCUUAAUGCUUACAGAUGUCAAAUUGAACGUUUCCACAGCUUAUCAAUAUCUACGACGGGAGACUAUUUUUUAUUCACCUCCUUUGUGUGAGGGUUAUGAAUCUUUCUCCCUUUGUGAUGACAAAAACUAACCUCAAUCCUUUACCACCCGAACAAAGACUGUUUACUGCCUGUUUUUGGUUCAGUUUUACAUAAAAAAAUACACAUAAAUACACGUCUUACAUGUAAACAGGAAAAAAAAGUGUGUGUGUGUGUAUAUAUAUAUAUAUAUAUAUAUAUAUAUACAUAUAUAUAUACAUAUAUACAUAUAUAUUUUUAUAUAUAUAUAUAUAUGUAUAUAUAUAUAUAUAUAUAUAUAUAUACAUAUAAAUAUGUAUAUAUAUGUAUAUAUAAAUUUUGCUUAUAUCCAAUCCAAUCCACUUUGUUUAUAUAGCCCAUUAAAAAAACAAUUAAGUGAAGCAAAGUGCUGCACAGCGCAGUAAAAUAAGUUUUAACACACAGAACAUGAAAUGUUAAAAAUAAAAAACAAAUAAAAACACAAUAUACUCUCUCUAUAUAUAUUGUAUAUUAGUUAUCUCUACUUCAUUGUCUAAAACAUGAAGGUUGUUGUAUAGAUUAUUGUGAUUAUCAUUAUUUUUUUUAUCUAUUAUUUAAGUGUGGUCUAUUUAUUUCAGAUAGACCACACUUUGCCUCAGCCCAUGGCAGUAUUGAUCCUCAUCAAUAUUUCAUUUCAUCAGGCUGUCAAGUGUAAGACAAAGCUCCCAACAGUAGUAGGAACAGAGGAGAAGAGCCGGGGAUGUUAAUGACAUGUCAAAGUCUUUGGGUUUUUAUUGAUCGUGUUUCUAACCCAAGGUGUGCAGUUAACACCAAAUACAUACGUGUGAGGCCUGUUUUAUUAUGAGAAGAGAAAAAAACAAAGCUUUUCUGCACGUCCUCAAAGGAUUGGUCUAUUAGUGCGGUGUUAAUAAGCCACUUGGCACCUCUGAGAAUAUGAGAGGGUGUCAAUGGCUAUCAAUUCAGAAGAGGACCACAGCGGCCAGGAACUCCAACUCCAAAUGAAUGCAGACAAGCGUACUUAUGAACCCAUCAGGCAUCAGACAAAUGCGCUGAUACAGUAAAUCAAUUAGGUUCAUUUUGGUACCUUUGGGGAACAAAAGGAGAGACGAGGGGAACAAAGAGCGGAGCAGGAGUCGAAGUGUGAAGAGCCAAAGGGGAAAAACAAGAGCAAGAUGGAUGGAUGGUGCUGAUAAUCUAACCCACAACCGUACAGGUGCAAAUCAAUACCUUCCCGAGCUCCAUCUGACCUUCACCUUUACGACAGCUUGCACAGAUACAGCAAAUGAGAGGGAGAGAGGAAGAAAGCGAGAAUAAAGCCAGAAAAGAGAGAGAGAUAAAUGAAGGGACCAUCACACGCUGUCAGCAGCCUCCAUUCAAGUGCCUAAGGGUGUCUUUGCUUUUCCAAAGGGAGAAUGGAAAUGCUUACAUUGAAAAAGUGUCAACAGCAUUUUGUCUAUUAGGGUGGGGACAAGAGGGAGAAUUAGACAGCAGGGAAAACAAAGAAAAUAAUGAACGAACCUGGAAAGAAAAAGGCAAAUUUCACAGCUGAAAUGCUGCUGCAUUUAACGGCUAUCAUUCACCAGCAACAAGUCAGUCCUGCUAUUAUGUAGAUAUGAAGUAUUCCUGUGUGACAUUGAGUUCACAUGUUAAUUCAUCAAUACAAACAUUGACCCUGCAGUUUAAGUCAACUCUACAAACCAUUAAAGCUCACUAAACCAGGUGAUAUUACUCCUCAGGUAAUUUGAUCAUGUGACAAACAAACAAACAAUGAAACAGUUUAUUUAUGAGAUGUUUUAAUGAUUUGAAAUCAUGCAGGAGGAAGAAUGAGCCUGAAGCUUCGUGCCUCGAGCUUCCCAACAAAAGCAGGGAUUCAGGAACACUCAGAGACAGACGAAUGACAUUUUUACGCUGUGAUGAAAGAUGACAUAUAUGAGAGAUAUAGGACAAAAUCUUUGGUUGUCAAUUUACAUAUUGUGUUUCCAAGUUGCUUUUCAAAGUUUUUAACAGUGUCUUGAAUUAAUACCACAAAUCAGAAUAUAUGAGUCCUCACUGAAGACACAAGUAGAUUGUAGAGAUGAAAAUACCUUAUACCUAGUUUGCAAAAUGGAAAUUUUCUCUUGCUUCUGUGAGGAACUUUAUUUUCUGCAUCCUGCUGGUUUUUAAUAGACCAAAGUAUUGAUUGAAUAUGAUUAUUUGACACUUUAACCAGUGGAAACAAUUGCUAAUCCCUCUCACCCACUGCACCAGACUGUGGGAGCUUUAAGCAGCUCCUUCAACAGCAGACUUAGACUCCCACCUUGCAGGACGGAGCGCUACCGCAGGUCAUUCCUCCCCUCUGCAAUAAGACUUUACAACGAACUGUAAUAAUAACUGGAUUUACACCACCACUUUUUUCUGGCAUUUAAAUUGUGUAUAUUGUAGAUAGUUUUAUUUUUCCACUCCCUUUUUCCUUUUUCUAAAUUUUUUCUUAAUUAUUACAUUUAUUUAAGUUCCUAAUAUUAGGAUCUGUAUUUUUAUAACUGCAUUUUGCACUCUUCGUCUGUGAUGCCGCUGUCCCAAAAAAAUUUCCCCCAGGGGGAUCAAUAAUGGAAUAUUCUAUUCUAUUCUAUUCUAAUUGCUCAAAUACUGCUAAAUUGUGCUUCACUACUUCAUGUUACCUGUCAUAUGUGCUUGUUCUUCCAAAAAGUGGAGUCCUAUAGCAUCAUGGAAGUACAAUUUAACCAGAGCGACAGCCCCUGGCCAAUGUGGGGUACAGUUUUCACAUAACUUAUGAUUGUUAUUUUGCUGUGGGCGUACAAUCAUGAAAAAUCCCUUGAAUAAACAAGUAAAUCUUGGCUGACGUGUGAGGGUGACAGCGUUUCAUUCUUUAGCCAAAUAAAUGCACACAAAGCUUGCCGCCUUGUUGACAUGUUGUUGAUCACCUUUCUUUUCUGUCCACAUUCGAGCACUUUGUCAUCUGACAAGCUUCAAACGAUCUUCGUUUAACCCCUAUGCUGUCUCAAAGUCAAUGCUUUUGAAGAAUUCCUGUCAAAUAGAAGAAAAGCAUAAAAACUCAGCAUUACAUUUUUUAUAGUUUAAAAGAUUCCCUAUUAUGGCAUUUUUCAUCAAGUUUAAAUCGGUCCCAGAGGUCCCACAAUAGUAAAUUUGAAGUUUAGAAUAGAAUAGAAUAGAAUAUUCCUUUAUUGAUCCCUCAUGGAGGAAAUUUUUUUGUCACAGCAGCAUCACAGACAAAGAGUGCAAAAAUGCAGUUAUAAAAAUAAAGAUCCUAAUAUUAAGAACUUGUAAAAAAAAAAUGUAAUAAUUAAGAAAAAAAUUAGAAAAAGGAAAAAGGGAGAAGAAAAAUAAAACUAUCUACAAUAUGCACAAUUUAAAUGCCAGAAAAAAGUGGUGGUGUAAAUCCAGUGUCUAAAGCACCUGUUUAUUUGUGGAUGUCAGCCAGCAUGUACCCCCCUCUUUUUGAGCUCCUCUGAGAACGGGCUGAUUCUGCACCUGUACCUUAAAAUGAUAAUGAGCUGUGUGUAAACAUUUUCCUAAAUAGAAGCGAGUCUGAAGAUGUGUACCAACAAUGGUAAACACAUGCGAUUGCAGCCCAAGCACUAGUCAUACGGGCAGCAGUAAAGCAACAUAAAAUGGUAAAACUUACAACUUCCACGUUUGGAGUUGGGCCCCUGACACGGACAGUCAGUACAGAUCCAGGUUUAAUCUUCAGCUUCUUAGCAAAUCCUGCUUUGAACUGCCCCUUGAUGGUAACACAGUCCAUGGUGAAAUGGUUAGCACACACAUACAACAUUUUCAGAGUUGUUGUGGGUACAUUUCCAUCCUCAAAUCUUCUGACAAAGGAGGCAGAAAUAGACUCCUGUGGGUCGUAGCUUCGAAAUGGUUGCUGUGUCGGAGCGGCGUAUGCGAGGGGAAAAAAUGGCGGACAGUACCUCAGCGAAGAAAUUUUAGAGGGCCGGGCUAACGAUUAUCAGGGGCGCUGCCACCAACAUGUAGGAGGGGCUUAUGUGGUUAUGUCGUCAUAACCACACAGCUUUUCCAUUCGCCCAUUUGCGCUCAUGAUUCCAGAAAGGAGGGGAAAGCAAGAGAGGAAGAGAAUGAAUUCUUGGAGGGGAUGAAUAUUAUUGGUAGAAAACCACCAAAAAGUGGAUUUUUCAUAACAGGGGACCUUUAAAAAAGAAUGAUCUGACUGCUAUCAUGGGUUCUUUAUGGAAAAGAGUUUACUAUUUAAAAUCCUCCACACCAACCCCUGUUCCUCUGUGCUUUUGAACCCCAUUCAACAAGAGAGAUCUCCUCUUAUCCCCCAACUUGAAUCUGUGUUAAGCCUUAAUUUGAAAUCCAGUGUCUCAGUCCCGCUGGGUAAUAAGUGAGAAAGCUAAAUGAUUUGGAGUGAAUGAAGAUAAAAGCUUUUUUUUUUUUUUAUAACAGGCAAUAUGAUAUGCUUAGUGUUCCAGCUUCCUCCCCUCUAGUGAUGACUCUGAGAUAUUUUAAUUACCAUAACAUUUUUCCUAGAGUUAAUAACGGUAUAAAUAAUUCAGGUUAUCAAAUCACUGAUAACCACUGGGACAAUAAUGAGAGCAGUGGAGAUGAUACCAUACCACUCUGUCUGUCAGCUCGAAUAAAAAAACACCAACCCAGAAAUUAAACUCCAGCGGCUGCAUCUUUAAUUACUUUGCAAUUUGAAGGCAAGUACCUGCUCUGCUAAGAGCCAACUGUUUCGUAUGAAUAAGUUAUUACCACUAAUUGACCGUGGCUGGAGGCCUGUUGCAUGAGAUGAGAUGAAUACGAUGAAGCAGUAAACUGUGUCACUUAUUUUCUCGUAAAUGCGUUGCUGUUUUAAAGAACAUUAGUUUCAAAGAGUGAGUUUUAAUUUGUGCUGCACCCGCUUGCUCUCACCCCCUGAUUACUUUUGCUUUUCUUUCUCCCUCUUUUGUUUCCAUGAAUCUUCAGUGAUCAGGCAUCUAUCAUGAUCCUGCUAAUUGACCCUGAAAUAUAGAUUUGCAGCAGUAUUUUCACCACACCCAUUAUAAAGUACAUCACUUCUUAUUAAUAAAUGGCAGCUGUAGAGAUUACCUUCAGGCUGUCAUAUUUUUCUGCCUUCAUUCCAACUCUAAUCUGGUUUCGAUCACCUUAUAACUUCAACAUUUUGAUCCUGCUCACAUCCUCAUUUUUCGUUCUCAAUCUUUGCUUCUUUUCUUUCUCAGCUCCUGCAGAGUUUGUUCAAGCUCCGCAGUCCAUCGCUCGGCCUGUUGGCACCACUGCCAUCUUCACCUGCCAGGCCCAGGGCGAGCCUGAGCCUCAGCUCACCUGGCUGAAGAACGGGCAGAUUUUGGAGCCUGGGGGACAUGUCAAACUCAGGAACAACAACAGGUAAAAAAAAAUCCAUAUAUAUCACAUAUUUCUUUAUUUUAAGGAGGUGGACAUUUUUACAUAGAAAUAAAGUAAGUAGUAAAGCAGCACAUGACUGAUUGUUCUGGUUGAUAAAAUGCCUGAACCUGGCUGCUGAGGGGAAGGUGUCAAACAAGGAGAUGAAUCACAUGCCACUGACACAGCUUCUUUUUAAUAAUCACCAAAAAUUCAUUUUACAAUUUUAAGAAAACAGGAUGAAGUGCCUCAUUACAAAAAACACAACUAACACAAGUAACGAACCACGAAGAAACAACAUGCGUCACUUUGUCAACAAGAGCUGCCUUUAUUGCCCAAAAACUUACAGUUCCUCGUUGGAGCUUUAAGGAAAGCAAGUCUGAAUGUAUCAACUAUUUCUCAUCAUUUCUUGGCAUCCUGAUUUUGUGUCUUUUACAAUUUUAUUUCCAUCACAUCUAUUGUUUCCAUUCAUUGUGCCAAAAAUAUCAGACAAAAAACUCACUCGAGACAUCGAAUAUUUAGCAAUCACAAUUCAAACAGAAAAACUUUGUCUUUGUAGUUUUCCAUCUUAAAAGUCUAAACAGUUUUAGUGAAAAUAGCCUUAAAAUAAUAAUUAGUAAAAGAGAGAUUGGCAGCAAGUAUCGAUGCAAGACUUAAUGGAAGCCUUAUAAGUCCCAACUUUGUUUUUAGUAAUUGAUUUAUUACAGAUCACCUGAUUUGUCAGGAUCCUCUAGGUUUACAGUCCACUUGCAGAGUCUGAAUCAAAAUCCAGACACUUGAUUUAAAUCAAGCGCCCCAAAGGUAAUUCCCUCCAAAUCAUCUGACUGCGUCCUUACAAAGCUGGACUGGGCACCCAGAGACAAACAUGGAUGUCAGUGAUAAUCACUGCUGCCUUGAUCUGAUCAUUGGCUUCAUCAGAUGCUCAAUUUCUCUGCCUUUCUGUCGCUGCCCGCAUGGCAGCUGCUUGAAUUCAUGCCUGCCAAGACAUGAGCUUCAAUUUAUUUGCGCCUUUGUCUGUGAGCAGCGUAUUGACUGGAUGUUGGAUGCUUUCCCAUGCCAGUCCCCAGGAAUGUCAUGAGGAGGUGGACCCCACAACAAGCCUUGUGGUUUCCAUCGUCAGGACUCGGUUCACACUGGAGUGGCCUCCUUAUUUACUGUAUGUGGCAUGGGAGUGCUGUUUUAAGAAAACGCAUUUGGAGCUACUUUUGCUCUGCUUUUAUCAUAAUUCAAGCACAUGAACUCAGUUGUAGUGUUUUUGUGGUUAGCUAAAAAAGUGCCAGUAUAAAGUUUUUUUUGAUUUGCAGAGGUCGUAAAAAUAAUAAAUUACAAGCAUCGGAUGGCCUGUUACUAAUACUACUGGGUGUGUGCUUGUAAACUACUUCUGUUAAGUGUAACUGCAAGUUCAAUUUUUCCAGUUGACCCUGGCAGCCAGCAGUCCGUGCAUGUUUGUAUUAUUCAGUGAGAGAAAUAUGAAGUGAGCACAUUAGAUAUGCACCGAAAAAAUCGAUACUUGCACUCCGUAGCAGUUAGUGAAGGGGGCAGACACCUCCAUCACUCACACGUACUGGUCCACUCCCACUUAUCCCCACUCGUCUAUAUCAGUCAGAGAGAUGGGGCGAGGGAUUAACAAAGGAGGAGAGAAGAGAGGAAAGAAAUAAAUGAGAGGCCAGACGUAGAUGUAGAAAAAAUUAGAAGAAAAAUGAGCGGGUGGUCAGACGAGAAAUGAUGAGUCGGCAGGAAGAACAAAUGACCAGAGAGAGAGAGAGAGAGAGAGAGAGAGGAGAAUCAGAGCGUCAUGGCAUCUCCACUUGCCACCAUUAGUGAAGGCUAUGGACCUGCUGUAAUAUGGAUCUCAUGCAUCACAAGGUGCGCACUGUGAUUGGUUAAGGAGGCAGGCCUCAGCUCGAGAACUACCAUUAGCUAAUUAGCCCAUAAACUCAGCCAGUUGACCAGGAAAUGUAGUCAGCCAUUUAAAGAAGAGAGGAGAACUCCGUGCACCUUCAGACUGCGAGGAGAGUCAAGAGAACAUGUUAGAACCUGAUCCAUUAACUCACUCCCUCAUAGAAAACGACUUUAUAAUAUCAGAGUUUCUGUCCCACACAGACAUUUUUACAUUUUUACUUGCUCUACUACUUAUUUUUAAGACAGAGCUCCUCACAUUCAGUCAAUCUCUCGAAGUCUAAAGGUCAGAAAAUUGUCUGAAAUUUUAACAUUAUUCCUUAAGUUCAUUUUUUUAACCAAUCGGCACUACGCUAUCAUUGAAGUUCAGUGAAAGGCAACAAUUCUGGCAUUUCCAAAUUUUGCUUUGAGUUUAGAGUUUAUUUAGAGUUUUGGGGCGAAUCAUUUCACAAGAAUGAGGCGUCUGACAGUAUACGGUCUGAGUGAGGUGGUAGAUGAAAAAAGAACAAUGGAGGUUCAGGACCUCAGGUGUUAUCCAUACCCACUGCGCAAUGCGACGUCGAAAUGACAUCUAUUUAACUUAAUUUUUCGACGAUGAGGUACAACUGUGGACGUCAUUUCAGCGUCUAAAAGAGGUCCAAUAAUGACGUCUAAAUCUUGGAUCCUAGAUUUGGUCUUCGGAUGACUUCCAAAUUCUAAACGUCAGCGUGCCGUCUAAAAAAGGUCCAAUUUAGACGUCAUAAUUUCUAACCUAUUUUGCACGUCUCGCUGACGUCUAGAUGUGCACAUCUCUUCGACGAUGUUUGGUGGCCUGUGUGCACCGACAGCAUUUUUUUUUUGUCACAACCUCAAUUUCAGAGCGCUUCUCAUGGGUGCUAACUGCUGCAAGGAUACAAAAGUUAUCCUGAAACAAUAAAUAAACAAUUUAUUUAUUAACAUUUUUUCAUAAACAGUGUUCAACUUUAAUAACAGCAGCGACUUCACCCAUACCCACCUCCCUCCCUAAUGAUAAUAAUGAUAAUAAUGAUCAUAUAUAAAAGAAAAUAUAAAAGUUAAUAAAUAAAAGGAUAAAAUAAAAUAAUUAUCAAAAUAACAAUAAUUCUAAUAAUAAACAAACAAUUAGCUAAAUCAUUAAAAAAUAAAAAAUUACAGCAAAAUACAUGCAGCAAAGGUCAAGACAUUAACAAUGGAAAAGCACAGCUACUCCUGCAGAGGUGCUACAUCCAACAACCACCACCACACCACUGACAGUACUCAUCUAGUUAACUGUGAGAAGUAAUCCAGAUACAUUUUAAAGUCAUUCCAGAAUUAGUCAAAAAGAUGGGGUUUCUUUUUCACAUUGAACAUAGUUUUUUCAGAUGUAUGACAUUGAGCUUGUUUUAAAAUGUUCUUCCAUUCUAAGAAAUUGUUUAAGCACUGAUUGACAUUGUCGUCUUGCAUUAGCAGCAGCUUGAGACCUGUAAUAGUGCCCCUUGAAAAAUAAUUGAAACUGUUUUUGUGCAGACCCCCAUGUGUUUUAAAAUGUUGAACAAACACUUUUAAACUUGCGGUGAACACAGAGAUAAAAGAGUGCGUAAAAGUGGAGGAACUGGGUUUGAAUCUCAUACAUUCUUAAAAACUCAUAUUGCAGUGAAUAAUUCUUAACCAAAAUUAGGAUCCUUCACUUCUUAGCGCCUCAAAACCGAUAUACCGUGGUUUAGUUUCCAGGAUCAGCUUUGAGAAAACAGUUCAAUAUGUUACAUUUACGAGUUUUCUAUCAUUUUAACAAACACACAGCCUCAUUAUGUUGAUGAAAGCGUACAAUUUGCACAUCCCAUGAAAUGCUCAUUUCUAUCUGCUGAUUAUUUUUAAUUAGACUCUGUUGAAUUCACUCAGACUUUUGUGUUGAUUAUUUAGGAGUCACACAUGAACACUGUGGGGGGUUGGAGUGAAACCUGUAAACCUCCAUGUUUACAGGCAAACACAUUCUCCUACCGCGUUAUUGCAUCUUGGUUGUAUUUACGAAAAUUGAUGAAAGGGUCACACAGAGAUGAUUUCUACCUGAGGCCCAAAAAAGAAAUGUGGUUUAACAGAAAGAGCGGGAAAUGAGAAGUGUAGAAGAGUGAGGCAUGGGCCACAUUUUACCCCCAGAACCAAACCCAGACAACUUUAAUGAUAUGCAAAUGGUAUUCAACAGCUCCGGGCUGCACAGUGAUGCUGUUCUUACAUAUACAAUAGACUAUCUGAUAGAGAGGCUGAAUAUACAGUGAGCACAAAAUACCUAGCAGAGGGAUUUUAAUUAAUGUGUGUAGUGGCUACGAUUCUGUUGGUGUGUGUGCGUUAAAAAUGCACACACAGACACACACAUGCGGAGGUUUCUCCCCUAAGCCAUCUCUCAUGAAGCUGACCUUCAAAAGCCAAUCGGACAGGAGAAGGAAGGGGAAUCGAUUGUACAUUUCAUUCACACACACGCAUGCACACACAUUAAUCAAAAAGCAAGUGGGUCCGUAUGUGCACAAACAGCCCCAUGGUGCGUGCCAUCAUUCGUUUUUGUGUGCACGCAUAAUCAAACAUGAAAAUGUGCAAACGUGUUGCCCGUUUUCCCCCCUCAUACACGCGCACGCUCUACGCACAAAACACACAUGGAGGAGACAAAGCUGUGUAAAACGUUGUAUAGGAUGAGAUGAUGUCAGAGAAGAGCUGAUUGGCUGCUUCGGUAAACAGACGUUGGUGCUCAGGGUGAAGCUGUGUGUUUGCUCUCUCUUUCACAUCUCAACUGAUCUUGAUACACACACACACACACUCAGACACAAACAGGCACACACAUUAUCGGUACCUUGGUCAUUAUUAGCCCGUGCUGACCGGGCUCAUGUGAAACAUGCUUUCAUGGCUAUUUGAAGCCUCUGUGAGAGCUGCUGCUAAUUAUGCAUAAAUACUCGCCUGGCUUUUAAGUCUUUAAAGUUGACAUUUGUAAUCAUCCAACAAGUACAAGCUGUGAUCUCGCUCAAGACGCUGCAAAAUGGUGAGGAUGAGAGCCAACCUGUGUUUUGUUAUGAUGACCGAACUUUGAGGGGAACCGAGCGAUGAAAGAAAUAAACCAUGAGUAUUUCCUAAGAGUGUUUAAAUCCUAUAAUAAAGAGGAGAACAUGUGUAAAGUAUGUGUGUGUGUGACGCCAUGGUGCGUUUUAUAAUUAAUGGCCAACAUCUAAGGGAACGGCCCACCACACAAAUCUGGACGUUUCACUGCAAAAUCCUUUCAAAGGGGAUUUUUCCUUUUCUUUUCUUCCCCUCUCUCUUUUUUUCUACUUUCUUCACCAAGACCUUCCUUUCUUGUUUGCGGCCCCUCUCUGCGCCCCACAUCCCCCCUUUCCUGCCCCCAUUACAGCGUGCUGGGGCCUGGGCAUUGGCCUUGAACUCUGACCCUGCCUGUAAUCAGUCAUAUCCCAGGGCCCUUCCCUCCUCACAGGCCACAGACAGCUCAUCGCUCCUCCCUUCCCCCCCUCUUCCCCACCUCUUCCUCCUGUUCCCUCUUUGUCCCCCCUUUUUUUUUUUCUCUCCCCCUUUCCCGCUUGCCCGAUCCAGUAUGGCCACGCAGGCUGUUGACGGGGCGCUGCUCGGAGACAGCGGAGAGUAAACACAGCCAAACAACAGGCCGAAAGGAUCCCCUUGGCAGCCACUCCCCUGGCCCUCAGCCUUAUCCAUCAAUCUGUGAAAUGACCUUAAACUGAUGAGUAAAUGAUGGUGUCAAACUGUCAAGACAGGACAGCUUGGCUUAGGAGCUCGUGUAAGAGGAGCAAACAGCCUAAAAUCAGGCAAUGUACCUCCCAGACCCCUUCACUGGGGGUGUCUGUCCUCCAUUUUUCCUCAUCCUUUGUGUGGAUCUGUGGUGGUCCUGCUCUGCUGCUGCAUGAUAAUGAAGAUUGAUCUGUUUCUAAAAAUUAAGACGACAUUAACAGCUUAGAAAUAAUCAAAAAAGACUCAUCUGUGAGCGAAUCUCCCUAGCCGAGUUACUCUUUUGGAUAUUAAGGUGUUAUCAUAAACCUGUCUAGAUGAAAUACUGAAAAAACAACAUUUUCAGGCUUGCAGAGGACUUGCAUGAAAUAAAUCCAGUGGUGCUUGACAGUACAAAGGAUUUGACUAAAUUUCUGCAGGUUUUGUCCCUAUCGGUUCAUGAUAAAUCCAUUACAGUUGUGAUUCAACCUGAAACCAAUUCCUCUGACCAUCCAUCAUCCACCAGGUCUUUCCCAGGAAAUAGCCCAGUAUUAGAAGGAAUGUGGUUUAUGUUUCAGGCUGCAGGAGCAGAGCAGAGUCACCGAAGUAACACCCCACUUCAAACAGAAACACAGCGCUCUUUCUUCAGAGAGAUGAUACCGAGUCAGGCUCAAAUACAAGCUUUUAAAGGACUACUUUUUAACGAAGGGAGGAGACGACAAAUUCAGCAAUUUCUUCUGAGAAUUAAAGUGAAACCUCUGGAGCUAGUAUGCUACGGCAUCAAAGUUACAAAGCUUGUCUCCUGUAAUGAAUAGCACUGCUUCAGUACACACAGGUUUAAUUAUUUAUUAUAUGUAGCUGCUCUUACUAACUGUUAAAUACUGUAAUAGCACGUGAAAACUCACCCACUGAGCAUUUUUUGGUCUAAAAGAGGUCUAAUAGACGUCUAAAUGUAGCCGAGACGACUGGUCUAAAAUCAGGCUACCACAGGUCUAAAAUGAAAGUUUUUUAGACGUCUAAAUUUAGAAUAAAUCUGGGCUAUAUCUAUACCACACUGUACAUUCCUCAACAGCUAUUAUAACUAUUUUGAUUAAGUACUUGGAGAUCAAUUAUGCAACUCACAGUUUGAAAUAAAUAGUUAUCGAAUAAUGGGUUAAAGAGCAACGUCUAAAUUCUGUUUAAAAAUAUACAGAAUCCAGACGGUUGAAGUUAAGUCAAAAAAAAAAAACAAUACAUCUAAUAAUCGUCUGUUGCUCAGUGGGCAUGGGACACUUAAAGGAUAAAUAAAUGAAUAAAGUCUACACAGAUGGUUUUCUUCAUAUUAGGGGUUUUAUUUUUCAAUUAUUAGACUAAAAUAUUAGAGAGGUUUGUUGGUUCUUUAGACCGUCAUUAAGAGGGCUGCUGCCAUAAGUUUAAUAAGCCACCAGAUGUCACUGUGUUUGCCAAGCAUUGAAUCUUUAGUCAGCACAUAUUUAGAAAAAAACAAAGCUUCAUAAGGUUUAAUCUGCCCGUCACUACUUUUAGAUUUAGAUGCAAAGCGAGUAGACAUGCAUUUUGAUAAAUGCUUAUCAGCCCAGUUAUGUUACUCAAUCAGACCCCAUACUGCGUGUUUCUGUCAUUUAUCCUGUAAAGCAUAAAGGGAGUUUGACUGCAGGUGUGGAAUUUCAUAACCUCCACAUCAGCAGGUCCUGUCGGCAUGUAUGCAGCACCUAUUUACUGUAUAUAUGCAUGUGUGUGUGACUAAGCACAAACGUGGUGUGAACGCUACUGUACCUGCAGAAACAAGCGACGCCUUGUGAAAUUUCCCUGCCUUUCCCUUCUAACACACUCAGGGGGCCCAUACAGGCCCCUGGUGAUAUCAGUGCAGCACGUCCCUGGGGGCCUCUUUGCAGCGUCUGGUGCAGCUGCCUGUCUGCAAACACUCCAUCCAUCGCUGAUAUGAAAGGCUGUCAGAGACGUGAUGGUUGAGUAGUGAGCUGAAGGCUGGCAACUGUUGCCACCUCAGGGGUCAGAGGUGAGAUUGGCUCAGAGAGGGUGAAAUACAGAGGGCCUCUUUGACCUGAUAAUUAUCCAGAUUGAAUCCACCUGACAGACCGGGGAGAAUAAUAACUCCUCUACCUGGCAGCCCUGUGCUGACCCAGAUUAGAAAACGUACAGUAAUUGUAUCCUGGCACAUCAAUUUCAGACGAAAUGAAAUGAUUCACUUCCCAUCCUGCGCGCUGACCCACAGGAGUUCUCCGCUGUCCUAACAAAUCCAUCCGUACAAACCACACCGAGACUGCUAUGAGGUCAGCACUGUCUGUCGAGAGCUGAAAUGCCACUUUCCUCAUGUCCCAUUUCACCCGUGCAGAAGGUGACCAUGACAGACCAUGUGCCUCACAAAGGGCUCAUGUGAUGUUCUUUCAAUAGAUUGCAUGUUUCUCCUCCUGGGAUCAUCCUGACAUUUCUUAAUUAAUUUUGAUUUAAUACACAGAGGGGCCAACUUGUCAGUCAAAGAAAGAUGGCAAUCUGUCUGACAGGUCCUUAUAAACUGAGAUUGACAGAUUAUCAGAACGCUGUGGGAUACGUUGAGCUCCUGUGGCAUUCAAUUUUCAUGUUCCUACUAAAGGCGCGGCAUCAAAAACAGGAGCCAAAGGGGUUUUCUUCUUUUAAUGUGAAAAAUGCUUCGGAUCUCUUAAAAUACCGUGACUAAAGGCCAUCUUGAAGAAAAGAAAAAUGGACAAAGCUUCAACUCGAGCCUUUUGAAUUCCCAAGCCAGUCAUUAUUUGUGUUUGUUCCCACUCCUCGCCUGCACAUAUUAUACCUUAAACGCAGCAGGAAUGGCCUUGGUGUGAAAACAGCAUGGAGAAACCUUUAGUGCCACAAGGUCUCAUUUCCAUACAGUGUUAAAUGUUUUAUUUUUCCUUUUGCCUCAGGACAAACACAUCGAGAGGUACUCUCUUCUAAUAACACCUACUCAACAUGCAUGCACAAUUCAUACAGACACUAUGCCCUUUUGUAUUUCUUGUAUAAGGGAAGACAGACCAGGUUGGAGAGGAGAGAAGAUGAAGAGGAAGAUGAUUCAAUAGAAGGACGGAAAUGUGACAGAGAGAAAAGAGAUGAUGAAAAGAGAGGGUGUAGAGCGGGGUUAUUGAGAAAUAUGAUCUACUUUAUAAACGAGUUUAUGUGUUCAUAGGUAUAUGAUGUCGAACUCAAUGUUUGCUUGAGUCCAAAGACUCAAUUUGAUGCAAAGAAAAGACAUUUUCUGAAAUUUGAAAUGGAUUUCAGCUAAAAGAAAGAGUUUGUGCUCUGUUUGACCGAGGAUCCCUCUGCACACAUGAUCCACAUUCAUCCUCCAUAUUUUAUGCAGCUCUCUCUUCUCAGGUGUAGAGUUCACACAUCAUGUAUCUUUGUGCGGAUAUUCUUGGAGACUUGAGAUCUGUGGUUAAAUUUACUGAGCAGUUACCUAUUAGCGUCUGAAGGGUGUGAUUAGACGCUCCUUAUAAAUAAGAGCUCUUUAGUUGGAUGUUGGAUUAACAGUUUUACCUCCAUCGAGGAUCCAGUGUUUUUGGUGUUGUUUUAAAGUAGAAUCAAUUUAAUUAAGUCACGACUAAUUUAAUGUAAAAGGUUUUUUUCUGAGUCUCAGACAAAUCUAUACAGAUCCUACUGAUUUAUUUAUAUUUUUCAAACACUCUUCAGCAUUUUAAUUUAUUCGAACACACUGUGUAAAUCAGUUGGAUGAGUCUGAAAACCUGAAAAAUAAAGACAAAAUAUUCUCAAGAAUUACAGGAUUGAGAAAUUCUUCAAAAAUCACAGCAGGUUGCUCCCAAAUGUACAAUUCUUGUCAGUUUCCGAUGUAAAACAAAUGAAAAGAGGACCCACAUGCAGAACAAAAAAGGGUUUAUUUUUUAAAAAAGAAAGGAAGCAAAAUCCACAGAAACAAAAAUCAACGGGGACUCACUGGGGACACAAGCAUGCACACACCAACAAACAACACACAUACGAUGAACCAACCAAGAAACAGGGGAAGACAAGGACUAUAUGCACACACAGGGAAAUGAGCAACGAGAGGCAGGUGAGACACAAGUGCAGAAAAUUAAAGAGGAGGGAAAACUGAGUAAAACCGGACUAGAAACACAGGGAAUAAACUACUACAAAAUAUAACAGGACACACUGAAAAUUGAUAUAAAGAAUAAAACACUGAGAACAGGAGGGAAACGGGGCCAGACACAAACUAAAAACUCUCAAGACAAGACUACAGGGGAACAGAAACAGUCGUGAAAAUACAAAGUAAAUACACUAGAAUCACAAAACCAGGGGAAAAACUAAAUCAACAGAACAUGUGACAAUUCGUGUGUUAUCAUUUCAGAAGUAGAGAUCGCUCAAACAGUGAAAUAAGACUUUGUAUUUCACUGCAAAAUAAAGUGAAAUGUCCCCAGAAAUUUGGCUUCAGAUCACCUUUUUGGGGACUUAACCAAAACAACCUGUAAUGAACUUUUGAAAGAAAAAGACUAUUUCACAGAACAGUUAAGACUGCCAUGUAUUGGAGUUAAUUGUCACUCACUGUCAUCUGUGUCUUGGAAAACUCAUCUUCAACUCUUUCCUCUUUCUUCUCCUCGUCUUCCUCCUCUCACAGCACACUGACGAUCUACGGGAUCAGCCAGGACGAUGAGGCAAUUUACCAGUGUAUUGCUGAGAACAGUGCCGGCUCCACGCAAGCCAGCGCCCGUCUCACAGUGCUGUGGGCUGAUGGUCUGCCCGGGAUGCCCACCCACGUGCAGGCUGAGGCCCUCUCACCCACGACUAUACAGGUGUCCUGGAGGGAGCCUGAUCAGAACACUCAGGACAUCAUCGGCUACGUGCUCCACAUCCGCAGAACUUCAGGUGGGGCUUCACUGAAGAGCUAGACACUGGUUUGGCAAAAGCUUGAGUGUUAGAAAAGAGUUAGAAAAAAACUUAUUUAAAAGGCAGAUCACAUAAAAACAAAUUUAAAUUAAUAUGUGUUUUUGCGUGUGUGUGUUUCCUGUUGCAUGCAUCCCUCAUGUGCAGUUUCAAGUGCAGAAUUCCAGUAGCUAUCUACAGGAAUUCAAAGACCAACCUUCCUAACAAACAAGUUUGAGUGUUUAUAGCUACAGAAGAAGAACCUACACUCCACUGUUAAGAAAGAUUUAAUGAGUACAAUUAAAGAACCUACCGUAUUUCAGAUUUUCUGGCCUUGGGAUUCAUAUCUGUGAGUGUGGUACUCCCAGUGUGAUCAUACAUGCUCAUGUGCAAUCCUGUUUACGCUCAUGCAGUGUGUUUUUAUGGCUCUUGGCAAGUGUAUGUGUGGGUGUGUUUUUGUAUGUGGUGAGAGUCUCAUGGAGCCAGCUGCUGGCUCUCCUCAGUAGUUCUAUUGGAUGGAUAAUUAAGGGCCCCGGGGGCCAACCAAUAGGAUCUGCUGUAAUUACCGUUCCAGGAUGGCAUGGAGCGAUGGGUUGGGGGUUGGAGGUAGAUAGCGGUUAUGGUUGGUUGUCUCUGGAUUAAGAGCAAUAAAAUGCUUUAACACAUCCUUUAUAACUCCCACUUCUACCUCUUCCAUCUCCUCUCUCCACCCCUGCAAUUCAGCCAACCAUCGUCAUCCAGGCUCCUAGGGCCAAACUAGAUUAGCUAUUACCUAACAGAGCUGCUCUGAUAAAACCAGGGAAAUGGCCAAUAACCAUAAAAUCAUGCUGAAAAUGGAUUGUACCUAUUGUUUCCUUUUGUAAUGUUAUUUUCCACCGCUUUAAUCCUUUUUCUUUAUUCUAAUCCAUAUUUUUUCUCAUCUUUGUGUGUCUUUUCUUGCCUCCUCCCCCCUGUUUCUCUCCCAACACCUCCUUCUCUGUUACUCCAUCAUUCUUCCCGCAGACCCAGCAGAGAUGGAGUAUGAGGAGGCUGUCAGCAAGGUGACGCUGCAGCAGAUCAUCAGGGACCUGGAGCCCUCCACCAGCUACACUUUUUACGUCAAGGCUUACACAUCCCACGGGGCCAGCAAACCAUCCGACAGUGCAACUGAAAGCACUCAUGGGGAAGGUGAGCUGAUAGCACAUACACAAUCCUACCCUUAAGGAUAGCUUAUACCUGAAAUAAAAAUGCAUAGAGAUUUGCAAGAGAAAGGCGACAUUUACUUUUAUAGAAGGGAAAAAAAAUCAGAAAUAAAAAAUACAUAGCUUUGCAUUAGUUUGAGUAUUCCUCUUUGAGUAAUCCUGAGCCUUUGCUAUACCCAAGUCCACAUGACUUACUAUGUUGUGACGUUUCAAAAUAAAAGCUUUCUUAUUAACAGUUUUUUUCUCUGCUGUGUUGCAGUUCCAGCUCCUCCUUCCCUCUACACAAAGGUUGUGAACGGCAGUGUUGUACAAGCAACAUGGGAGCCUUCCUCGAAGAUGGGCCAACACCAAGGCUUUAGACUGUUUUACAGACGGGCUCACACACCUCUGUUUACCGGUCCCAUCGACUUCCCCCGCAACGUCACGCAGUACAACAUCACUCAGCUGGGUGAGUGAUGGAGUUUGACAGAUGAAAAAUCAUGCUUUAAUCAAACCAACUGAGCUGUCACUAUCUUUUUUUUUUUUUUUAAAUCUAAUACAACGCUGUGAUUAAGGCCCAUCAAUAAUGUGCUAAGCAGCUCAGACUAGGGUUGGGCAUCUUAAGUAUAAUGCCAAUACGAUACACAUCUCAAUACAAUGUCUCUGAUUCAAUAUGCGUAUACAUGCAGCUGAGAAAACCUCCCCAAAAGUAGGGGGCGAUAUAGGUCUUUUCAGCUGCGCUGUUUCCAACCCCAUACAACUGUCAACAACAACAGCAGGUCCGUGUCAGACGUCAGAAGUGUCUACAACUGCAGCUGGGCAUUUUCAAGCAAGAAGAUAGAGCAUCUCACAGCGUUGUAUUUGUCGUACAUGAUGUAUGCGCUACUUCUUCUGCAGAUGAGGCGCACGCUACUCCUCUCCUCUGGUGUUUUUGUUCUGGGGUUUGGGGGGGCGUGGCGCACGCGAACAUGCAUUAUCCAAUCGUACUUCGACUACGCUGGUUACAUGGUAGAGAAAAUCAAAUUCCAAUCACAUUAUCUGGGUGUCUUAAUCAGAGUUCUCAAACUCUUAUUAUAGUCGGACUAAGGUGUUUACAUGCACUAAAGUUGUCUGAUCUUAAUCAGAGUAAGGCAAUAAUUUGGUUUUCUCGAGUGUCAUGUAAACGUAGUGACUGACUACCCUAUAUAUCUUCUAACUUUGUUGUAGAGGGCAGGGGUCUGCUUUUUUUCAGUUUGGUAUUUUAUAACAAAGCUCAAACAUGGAGGAGGUGUUUGAAACCUUCGUUUUCUGUUACACUGUAAUGCUAAAUAUCUUUGCAGAUGAAAAAUGCGAUAGCAUAUGUUAGUGUCAUUGAGCACGUAGAGUUAUCAGCAAACAGGGAAUGGAAGAAAUUUGCAAUAUUUAGCUCAAUACUUCUGGAGCUGCAGGCAAAUCUGAGCUGGAAGCAGGGGAGGCGGGGGCGCUAGCAGACCCCUCCACGACAACACCGUGGCGCCAAGUUACGAGGUUAGUCGUCCUGCCUGUUUAUUUUACAGCAGCGCGCACAUUAAGCAAAUCUGUCUCGUCAAGUUGUCCGUCUUUUGUGUAAAACCCGGAGUGUUGCCAAACUUAAGAUUCACAACUUGAAGGAGGAUGAAUUUGCUCAGCCAUGUUUGUUUACCUUACUCCUUACUUUCCUUCUCACUGCUAGCGUUCAUCCGCGGAGCUGAUUCGUUAGUUUGUAGUGUACAUCCGCAAGUCUGAAGACCUCAAAAUGGUUUGGUAACGUAAAAAAAAGUUAUGUAUUAAAUGGAUCAGAUUGUAUCAAUACAAACACAUAAUAACGAUACAUCUCAAUAUGCAUUUGAAACUGCAUUCAUUCUCAGCUGCUCUACCGGUGCACCCACAUCUUGCACGUGCGUGACCGCGGAUCGAUACAUAUCGGUUUAUCUUCUCAUCCCUCGCUCAGACUCACUUGGUGGAGUACGAGACUAGAACUAAAAUCACCUGUGGAAAAAAUAGUCCCUGAAAGUUUCUACCUUUAAUCCCAGCAAAGCGACAGGAACUUUUUCUAUGUCGUGGUGAUUGGUUUCUACAUCUGACAGUGUCCACCUUACAAAGCCUGUGUGUCACUGAUGAACCAAAAACCACUUUCUGUCUUUUUGUCCAGAUCCCUCCCUGGUCUACGAGAUAAAGCUGAUUGCUUUCAACCAGCAUGGAGACGGCAACGCCACCGUGCGAUUCGUCUCUCUUCGAGAGGCUGUGGAGAAAUCUGGUGACUAUCUGACACACUACAAAUAGCCACACUGCCCCACAUCGGCACAGUGCAUUAAAUUUCUAUGCAUCUCACAGAGUCACAUGUCAUCUUGUGUUAGGAAAUAAGUCAAACUGGCAGUUCAUAUCUCUCUCACACACACAUGCACAUCUCCCUGACACAGCUCUGUUUCUUUGUGCACCUCAUCUCCUCCUCAGUGUUGGACAUCCCGUGCGAUUGUGCAAAAGAUGAACAAAGCAAAACUUCCACAACUGGCAUCAUAAUCGGCAUUCACAUCGGCGUCACCUGCAUCAUCUUCUGCGUGCUCUUCCUUGCCUUCAGCUAUCGUGGCAGGUGAGGGAAAACAACAAAAAUAACCUGCCAAUAAUUGUCGUAAGUCUGCCAUGUGUAUACUGCUGAUAAGUGUCUAAGCGUUCAUGUCCAUGUAAUCUCCAGGUUAAUGAUGUGUAAGACAGUUCAAGCCACCCCUCAGGCGGGGCACAGCACCGUGCUGGAAUCCUCUUCCUCUUCCCAGGGGGCCGCUGGACUGAAUGGAGCUGCCAGGAGAGAGAUGGAGGUCAACGGUAGCUCAGCAGGGAAGAAAACAGUCGACAGCAAUGAGCUCGAGAGACUUUUCACUCGACCAAACACACAAGACACAUGCAUGGUGAGUCCUGAUGCUAUGUUGUGGUAUAUAAGAAGUGAUGUUAAAGUGCUUGUUCGCCCAUUCAGGACUCUAUGUAUGUAUGUUUUUUUUACACAAAACAACAUACCCGGAGACCUUUCUUCUUGCAGCUUUGGUUAAAGUUUGAUUUAAGUCCCACAUGUCUGUCUAAAAUAUCUGAUAUCUCAUUAAGUGUAACAUUACCAUAACAGAUAAUACAAAAAAUGUAAAAAAAGGAGCUGAAAACUGGGCAAAUGUUGGGCUUAAUUUUUUGUUAUGAGUGAAAACUUUCUGCUUUUUGAGGUAAAUCAUUGAUCUUGAUAUAUUACUUGGAUCAACCUGUAUCUUUUUUUGUACCUUCAACAAACAAUGACCUGCAAAAUAUGCAUCUUUCAGUGCAGCACAAAAAACAAAGAAGCGAAAUGACACUGAAGGGGAUAUUCUGGCGUAAAAUUAAUUUAGGGUCAAACAUCAUAACACUGAGUUAGACACCCCCUCAAGAGAUGAAUGUUGCCGUUCUCUAGUUAUACCAACUUAAGUUACGACCGCACGAUAGCAAUACACAACAGUCUGAGGAGCCAUAAACAAACCUCAACCAAAACGCCACUCUAUAGCCACAAAUAAUGCUCAGAACAGCCCCUAACUUCAUCAACAGUACAUAUAGGGUCCUAGUCACCAAACAUCUUUUUAACUUUGUGUAAUUCCUUUAGCAAAGAGACCAAACACAACUCACCUACUCUCUUCCAGCAGCCGCUUGUUUGUACGGAGACUUCAGGCCAGUCCAUUACGGACUACAGCGGGGUGACGCAGCUCAAGGAAGAACAUUUAUGAUCAUUUUCUCAUGGAAAUGCAAUCAGACAGAGACCCUAAGAGAGAAGAACUACCGUGUCUGCAGUGCAAAAUGAUUAAUAUGGUGAUUAUUACUUCAAGGAAAUGAUAAAGUAAUGAUCAUAAAUGUUUUUUUUAGCUUUGCCUAAGAAAUUAGGCAAAGCUAAAAAGAUGUUUGGUGGCUAGAACUAUGGCUGGGACCCUAUAUGUACUUUUGAUGAAGUGGCUAUCGAGUGGCGUUUUGGUUGAGGUUUGUUUAUGGCUCCUCAGACCGCUGUGUAUUCUAUUGUGCAGUCGUCACUAAAGUUGGUAAAACUAGAGAGGCAAGCAGUCGGCGACAUUCAUCUCUCAGGGGGGUGUCUAACUCGGUGUUACAGUGUGUUUGACCCUAAAUUAAGUUUACGCCGGAAAAUCCCUUUAACAUCAUUAAUCCAUUAAUUCUAAAACAAUCAGGGAAUUCAGUGUCAGAGCAAUCACUCUAAACAGCUGCAGCAGAAACAAUACAGCUGUAGAAAACAGGCUGUGGUUGUGUAGGCAGAAGAUGCAGCUUGUGACGCCUACCUUGCCGUCUGCUUUGUUCCAUUGUCCAUACUGCAGAGUGAUUAAGGGCUAAAAAACUAUUAUUAAGCACUAAAUGGACUCUCUUUCUAACUCUCAUUAAUGACUACUGUUUGCUUGUUUUCAGUCCGACUCCUACACACUCAACGACACCCAGCUGUCCACGAUACCGCUGGAUGAGUUUGCGGUGGAACGGGAAACUCAGUUCCAGGAGCCUCCUGCAGCAGGAGUGAGUCAGCAGGACCAAGGCUAAAACACGUAUGAAGGCCAAUUCACACGGCACUGUCCACCACAGUGUCCUCUUUGACUCUUAUCUCACUCAGGUUGACAAGUUUUCCUUUCAAAGUAGUUUUUUUUUUUUUUUGUGCAAAGAUGUUUUUUUAUUGGUAAGUUAAGAAUAUGUAGAGGAUGUAGGACUGUAUAUCAGAGUUUUUUUUUGGCCGGGCAUUUCAAAGAGCUCUCCUCAGAUGGACGGCUGUCUGGAGACACGCAGGCCAGUUUAAUGUUCUUUAUUUGUACAAUUUGGUUCAAUUUUCUGGUGUUGGGCAGCACACAGAAUAGAGGCCCCAGAAUGUCCUUGUUAUACGAUGCUGAUUUUAUUUUUAAGUUUAUAAAUAUAUAUACAUAUAUAUCUUUAUUACCUAUAUGUCAAAGUGGAUUUAAGUUAUUGGUCUUAUCUCUACAUUUCUAUGGAUGUCAAAGACUCCUACUGCUGCCUACUCUCACCUACCAAUGAUUCCACCUUCUUGCUCACAGAAGACCUCAGCCUUCGUCCAGGGAUUGGAUCAACUCUGUCUCAGGACAUUGUUUCAGUGAUAUCAACAUUUUUUUAUGAUUUCUCGGCCUUCAUGCAGGCACUAGCCUUGGCUGUGUGAACCUUACGACUCAACAAAAACCUACCUCAGCCGGAAUGAAUGUGUUACGGGAAGUUUCUAGGAACAUAACCUUCCCCUGCUCUCACAAUUUUACUUCUUUACAUGCGGAGGAACUGAAGAUUACAAGAUCAGGUGCCGCACUACCUCAGAUGUCAAAAAAUCGUCCCUUCUUCUCUUGCUUGUCAAAGGGAACAAAAAAUAUUAUAAAAUGAAAAAAGGAAAAAAAAAAAAGAUUGAGUAUCCAACAUAAAGCACUUCCAAAUGCUGAAGUUAAUGUUCUACCUCAAGAUAACAAAGUUAAUGUUGUCGCUGUUGUUGUUGUUGUUUGUCUGUUUAUUGCAUAAUGAAAAACCCUCUUUUAUCCCUCUGUAAAAUCCUGGCUUCCUUUGAUGAAUAUGUUAUUUGUAGAUACAAUGUCGGUACCUCAUGCAAGUUGACAGACUAAUAACACUAUUGUAUGGAUUACAGUAUAUGAGGAAUAUGUUGGAAUGAUGUUGUUGAGCUUUUUUCAAAUGAUUUUCUUUUCUCACUUCAGUUCAGUGAGGUCCAGUUUGAAAUACACUGCAUUGCUUUACACUCCAGGACGAGAUGGUGUACAUAACUUGAUUGGACAAAAACGAUACAAUGUGGGGAUCAUAUACGGAAAUUCAGUUUUAUGUCUGUGUGCAGAUUUGUUUUAUUGAUUGAAUGGGUAUUUUCAUAUAUUUUAUGUUUGUAAAACAAGAAGAAAAUUAAGCACAAAUCUUAUCACAUUGUCUCAAAAUAUUCCACUAGAUUUUAGAACAGCUGGACAUUUUUGGAAAUAUGCUUGAUUAAUUUCUUGCUGAAAGUCAGAUGAUUCGUAACUGUUUUGAAUGGAUCAAACAAAAAAAAUGACAAAACCUGUAAAUUAUUGACUUUUGGAGGUUCUGGAGGGCAGAUGUUUUCAACUUUUGAUAAGCUAAGCUAGUUAUGUUUCUCUGUUUUUGAUCGUUUUCAGCUAAAAUACGUCAAAAUGACACUAUGCCAUUGAUUAGGUCAGAGAUCUGUAAAAGCAACAAUCUAGAUACCCACAACUUCUAAUGAUACAAAUUUACACCUCAAUAGUUUAUUCUGCAUAGAAACCAAAGUGUAAACCUGUCAGGUCACCGCUAAAUAGGGAGCUGAACUUACACACGCAGCUGCUUUAGUCACUGCCGUCUGGCGUCAGAGAUACUUUCCGGAUGUGAGAGGAGUAACCAACGCCUUGAACUUUCGACGCAACAAACAAACAAGCAUAUUUCCCCAAAUGUUCAGCUACUCUUUGCAUUUGAAGUGACAGCGGUGUAUUUCUGAUUUCACUCUGGAUAUUUGUAACUGCGGUGCUCUUAGUAGUUUAAUUUACUCGUCACAUGACCCAGCUCCUCCAUAAAGUUUUAGCCUUUAGACAUCCAGUGCCCAGGAGACAUGACAGUCGCUGAUUAUGCUUGAUUAUUGUUCCUCUCUUUCCAAAACCACAGUUGCUGCUCAGCCUUCUCCCUCCGUCAAUACUGACUAGUUAAGGUGCUUCAGGAACACCUUGUUUAACAAAACGUUGGGUGCUGACGAGCACACGCAGAGAGCCGGCUGCGGGUGAAAGCCGAUCAUUGAGCGGCAGUUCAGUGAUCACAUUUCUUCCCUCUUUGGCUCUGUGCUCUGUGCUGUCACAUACUGUCAUGCAUUAUUAUGGUUACCUACCUCAAACCUAUAUCUGGCCUUUUUCUCAGGUCUAAAUGAAGGAAAUAGACAGAUUAUGAAAAAUGGAGUACAGGAAUAUACACACAUAUACGUAUAUAUCUAUAUAUAACUGUGAAUAUUGCAGUUCACACACACAUGUUAGCCAGAGACAGACACACAGAUGGAGGGAGAACUUUAUGGAUCUUUAUCUCAUGCACUAAUUGUUCAAACGGUUCAUGAAUAGUUUUGGGUGGAUAUGACUGUGUUAACUUUGCCAGAUUUAUUUUUACUUCACAAACUUUAAAGCCUCAUGGUGUUCAGAUGUUAUUUUCUGUAAUUUUUUUUAAUGAGUGUAUCAAACUGAUGAAAGCAAAGUAGGUGACAUGUCCAGCUUUGGUUACACACAAAGUGAGUUCACUGAUUUUCUUUGAUGACUCAAAAACCGGACUCUCUACCCUGAUGAGGCUGUAUCUGUGUGAACUUAUUUUGAUGAUCAGCUGAGAGGGAAAACUGUCUUUUGCUGAAAUGUUUAAUAUUCUCCACCAAGCAACAAACUAAAGCAGAAACAAAUUAGUUUGAACUCAUUUAAAAAUUCAGAGUUGACCUUGUUGUGUCGUUUGCUACUCUUGAUGAUAUUUGUGAUAUUUAUGAAAUCCACUAAAAUUUAUAUUGAUGCCUUUUCAUAAUGUUCAAAAGCAAAUAAGACCAUCAGCAAAAAGAUUGAAGAUUCUAUAUCCUUAUUAUUAAUGCUUGAAACUAGUGUGAGGUAGCUGGCAGCUAAAAAAGAUUUUAAAAUUUUCACAUAAAACAUCGGCAGUGAACGAUGCAUUUGACUCAGAAGUCAGCAGGAUGAGAUUUUUGUCAAAAAUCACAACUUAAACAAGAAGGGAACAAGAAAAGCUAGGUGUAAUUUGUCCACAGGGGGCGCCAAAAUUGACACAACCCAAAAGCUCCCCACAGGAGCUUUAACUAACAGGCUGUUGUUGGUUUUUGCACAAAUGCCUUUUCUUUUUCCAUGCUUUCAUUCAUCUGUGAAAUUUAACUUUAAAUACUUCAUUUGUUUUGAAAAUUUAGCGUGCUAGUUAGCUUCUCUGAGUAACAACAGCAAUGUCAUCUUUUGGAGGCCAUAGGCUGUUUAUGAAGAAAUUGUUUGGUUGCGUUCGAUCCAGAUGAUAAAACUAAAGCUGUGCAUUGCAUUUCUUGUUCUUAGCUACAGAACUACCCACUGAGCAUUAUUUGGUCUAAUAGACGGCUACCACAGGUUUAAAGAUGAAAGUUUUGACCAAAUCUAAAUCUGGGCUAUAUCUAUACGAUACUGUAUAUUGCUCAAUUGCUAUCAUAAAUAUUUUGGUAAAGAACUUGGAGAUCAGUUAUGCAACUCACAGUUGCUUUUUGAAAUAAAUAGUAAUUGAAUAAUGGGUUAAAGUGCAACGUCCAAAUUUAGUCUAAAAAUAACCCAUACCUAGACGGUUGAAAUUAGGUCUAAAAAAAAUUAGAUGUCUAAUAGCCGUCUUUUGCUUAGUGGGUAGCUAAUUUAGCUCGCAAUUACAUACCUGAAAUGCUAGCAUCUGUGGCUAACAAGGCUACAUGGCCAACUCUGAAUAAAAGGAGGUUUUCAGUUUUCCCUACUUAGCUGACGUCGUAUGAUUGCAGCUUACUUUUCAGAGAAUUUGGGGUAAAAAAAAAAACACAUUUUCUUUUUUUGUCUCUGUAAAACACUAUCAUUAAACAGCCAUAUAAAUGACUACACAUGACGGUUGCACAUGUCACCACAGCAAACAUUUUCCGUUAAGUGAUUAUCAAAGGUACUGUAAUUUUAUGCCUUUUGAAUUCUGUGUUUGUGUUCACUAUUCUUCAUGCAUCUGUUUCUUGUGUUUUAUUGUACUCUCUGGUGUUAAUAUCAUGUUACAAGUGUUGGAAAGACGAUAAUGGUUCUUGUCAAAGCAGAACAUGCUCAUCCCUGAUAUCACCUGCUUGCAUAUUUAUUGACGACCAGUAUGAUAUCCUCUCUCAGUGCUGCUACAGCUGUAACCAGUGUCUUUACUUUUGGUGUUCUGAGUAAUUUCACCAAGAAAACAAGUCAUGUUUUUCUUCCUAUCCUCCUCCCCCGUGUCCCUCGGUGUAUUUUAAGGGUUAAUCGCCUCCUGCAGGAAGUUGCCUACGUCUCACCCGUAGCUGUGUCAGGUUUUGGUGCCAUACAGUUUAACCUGUCUCACUGGGAGUGUGGUGCAGUGAUGAUAAUGUUUAUGUGAUUAUACUUUGAUUGGUCAGGUUGUCAUAGUGCUGUAUAAUAGCAGAACUCAUGUGAUUUGACGGAGGCCUUAAAGCUAUUUUUACUAAGUGUCCAGUCCUUUGACUCCAUCAGCAGACGGAGUAUCCAGAUCCAGAUCCUUUUGUGGUCACAGUUAGUGAAAAAAACGGGGCCUUCGUCUUGUAUAUUUACCAGCCUUGGGAAGUGCUAUAUCACCAAACUCAGCUCCUGUCAGUAUACCAGCCUCCUUUUUCCUUUCUCAAGAUUUCUGACCUUCAGGCAGGGAGAGUGUGUGCUCAGGGACUCUCUGAUCCUCAUGUUGUAUAUGUAUCAACGGGCCACACUUGGCCUUCUGUACUUCGUUGCUCUCCUUAAAUUUGCUUUGUGCUUGGUAGUGGCAGUUUUAAUGUCAAGGAUGCCUCCUUUGUUUGUCUUCAGUGUAAGAGGAAGCUUUUGCAUGAUAUGAGAAUGUUUGCCACGUUCUAGAAACGCGAAGGGAAGAUCUCUAAGGAAACGGUUCAUCUGCAGAGUUUAGGAUUAACAUGAUUUUUUUAAUCUGCAUUUAAUACAGGGAAGUUAGAGUCAAAGAGAGAAAUGAGUUUUCUUUAAAAUGAGAGAUUCAAUCUGUUGAUAAUAAGCUUCAAAAUUAAAUUGAUAAAUCUUCAGUUUUGUAAGUAAGGAUGACAAAAAACUAUAAAAAGCUUUAAACAUCUGGAGUUUUGCAGCUGCCCUGUAUUAUUUGCAUGAUUAAUCCAAAAUUUGUGGGGUUAGAUUAUUUGUGAAAGCAGAGCAAGAAAUUAAAAACAGUCAGCUUGUGCUUCAGAAAUUUGGAGUUGCCAUCUUUUUAUGAUUUUAAGAGAAAUUUUGGAUUUCUCCAGAAUGAAAAUAAUCUUAAAUUGCAGCUGUAAGUUAAUAAGUAAGAACCAUCACCCUUUGUUACCCUCAGGUUUUCACAAAGAAGGCAUCCUAAACUGGACAUUUGCAGAUUUUGUUCGACAUUUCGAUGUGCCGGUUUAGGCUGCCCCCCUCUCUUAUUAUGCACUAAAUGAACACAGGUAACCAGAUAAGGUCAGGACUCGAUAAGCUGUCUGACAUUGUUUCACUUAAUAGUAUCUGCAGGUACAAUGUCGUAACUCAGACUCUGGCUUCUCCUUAAGUCCAAAGCCUGAUGCCUCUUCCUGAAGUUUCCCAUAACCAAUGUGAUAUUGAUCAUUGUGGCGCCAAAUGCUCAUCUGAUGAUUGUGAAUUGAUGACAUAUCUGAUGCAUUAAUCUCUGUGGUGUUUGGCUCUGAGACCCCGACAACUGUAGAUGUCAAAAAAAGCUGAAUUUAGUCAAAUGGUGACUUAAUGUAAUUGUGCUUAAAUGUUUGAGAUCGGUAUUAUAUUUUAUCUGUCUCUGUCAAUGAAGCAGAUUGAAUCCAUUGUGUUUCAAGGCGGUAGGCAGCGUAGAUCUGCAUGAGAAACAAAAAGCGUUAGUUACUCCCUAAUGGACAUGUGAUGGUAACACUGUGAUAUUUAGCCGACUUAACGGCAGAAUAAUGUUGUGAUCUCAAUAUGGUGCUAUUGAUGGUCCUGUCUCACACUGUCAGUCAAUCUGUUUUGAUGGCGUGUAUCGAUGAAAAUAGGUUGAAAGACCUUUCCCCCCCAUUGACCAAUGGGACUCUGUCCAGCCCUCGCUGAUGCCUGAUGAUGAUCACUCCAUCUUCAUCCUGUUUCCAUCCUCACAUGAGUGGCUCAGGGUGAGGUCCUGUCAGUCCUGCUACCUUUAAGCUCGUAUUCAUUUUCCCCUCACACACACUGUCCCUGCUCGAGGUGAAUGUCUGUCCUGUAUUGAUGUUGUCAACACCUGCCAUGGCUGUUCGCUCUGCAUGUGAUUGACCCCCCCUCCCUACACACAUCCUCUGUCGUUAGCGUCAAACAGGGAGGUCAAAAAGCAGCUUCUCAGUAAAAGAAAAAAAAACGUCUAAAUCUUCCUGUAAAGAGCACCAAGUAGCAGAUUAGAUUAGCUUUGUGUUUAUUUGUCUCAUUCUCUGUCUUGGCUUCAGUCUUGCAGCUCUGCAAACAAAAAAGUAUAAAGCCUAAAGGGAACAUUAUGCCAACAAACUGUUGUCAUAUCAAAUCAUGUAGGCGGCAGAAUAUUCUCUCGCACUUGCCUGUUGUUGUUGAUUUUCGUCAAGAAUUUCACUCAUAUGCUUGAGACUCAAGAACUUAAUUUAGAUCAUUUAAAGUUUCUUUUUUAGGCCAUUUAAACUUCCACAUCGUAUCCUGUUUAGCUAAAGUCCCACUUCGAUCGCUUUUUUUUUUUUUUUACUACUUAAAGUGCUCUCAGUGGCCGGUGUAGUAGAAGUAGCUAUUCUGCUCUCUGACACUUAUGUCUUUAGGGACACGCUGAAAGUUCGUAUCAUUAUUAGCUUUCUUACAAGUAUUGCAAUCUGCUAACACACACGCUUUUUCUGUGAUCAUCCUCUGUAUUUCUCCUCUAUAUGCAGAGUGGCCUGCAUAGCUUGGUUACGUAUGAUAUCUCUCUGUUUCUAAACCUGCCAUUUCGGUCUGCCAGAGAUUCACAGCGAUUUGAAUGAAGAAAUACGCAGAAAAGCAAUUUAGUUUUCUCAUGAUUUGCCCUGUAGCAUCAGAAAAAUGCAAUAUGAAAAUAUAAAAAACAAGAAAAACAUGAUUUUCAUCGGCAUGGGUCUUUAAGAGGUUGAAUAUAUUGUAACUGACACGCUUUUUAACAUGAACACAACUUGUACCAUUCAAGGUGUGUCACAAAGGACAGGGUCUCGCUCCAUUCAUCCCCCUCAGAGAUGGUUAGGGUCCAGUAGCUGCUCACACAUCUGCGCUCGGUAAAUGUCAUUAUUUCUGACACGCAAGACCAAUAAUACGCCAGAGACUUUCUGCGGAUUGAUUAGAUCUGAUCUGCAUUAGCAGGUUGCUUUUGCCGAUGGAGAUUAAUCAUCGUUUGGCGGGGGGGAGGUUGACCAAUCAGAAUGAAGUAUUUGACACAGCCAGGUAUUAAAUUAAUACUAUAUGUUAUGAUGAUUUAUGUGAUUUGAGGUGAAUUAUUUUCCCUAAAUUCUCACUUUGUUGUGGAAUCUUGGUAGAAAAUCUAACCACAACAAAAGGCAAGAGGGUAAAAACUGUCUCGCACUUUUUUUAUCGCCUCAGCAGAGUUGCUUUCACUGGAAUAGUUCACAGAAAGGGUAAAACUUCGACUAUAUCUAUGCAGUAUUUAUUUUUUCUAAAUCCUGCAGGGUUCAAACAUGGUGCCAACCUGAAACCAAAAACCAUAUGCAUUACCAGGCAUGUAAACUACUUGUUAAGUGUCUAAAACAAGCCUCAAAUGUUGUGUUACCUGUGUUUUAUUCAAGAAUCGAUCCAGCGUUGAGCUCACGUCUGUAAAGUCAUCCCAUGAUCUGUCUGUCUUCACGUCUGUCUGCCUGCUUGUCUGUCCGUUUGUCUCCUCCCACAGUUGAAUUCAGGUCAAAAAUGAGAUGAUUUAAUAAAGCAUUCUCAGAGCAUUGUCAGGGAUCGCUUCUCUAUGUUUCCACAAAGCUGUGUUUUACACUCUCUCUAGACCAAGGUGUCACCGUUAUGAAUCUGUACACACACACACUUACAGCGUGUACUGUAUGUGUGUAAAAACGGCAAAAUAGACCAUUUUUAGUGGUUUGUAUUGUUUUAGGGUUUGUUGUGCAAAACUGAAGAAAAACCAAUAAC